AUGGACCUGGGUGAUGUGGAAACAUCUGUAGUGCUCAGCAUCACCUUGGAGACUAAGAACAAGACCCAUGUUCUGCUGGAUGGAUUCAGAUGGCAUGAGAAACAGCUGAAGUGCCUGACUUUCACAGUGAGUGAUGUAUACCAGCAGUAAAUCUGGUCUGGAUACAUGAAAAAUAAUAAUAAAGUACGCAGUAUAAAUCAGAAGCAUCAACUGUGCUUGUGCAGAAUGGUGUCCUUUGAUCUAUACCAUGCUGCUUCACCUCUGACACUGAUUAGCUGAGCUGGUGUGGUGUCAUGGAAUGCACAAGAACAUUCCACCUGCUCAGGAUCGUUUUUAGAAUUUUUGUAGUCCAACUUCUAAGAGGGCAGAAAAAAGUUGUCAGUUUGACCCAGAGUAGUGGAAACACUAACCUGAGGAAAGGAAGGGGUGGCAGCCCUCUGCCACUUACAUGAUUCCUCCUGUAAUUAUUUGAAUUGUACCCCAUUUUAUAGACUGUAGUCUCCUAUCACUCCAGUCUGUGCUUGCCUGAACAGAUGCUAGGAGCAGGGCUUUUUUAUUUUAUUUUAUUGUGGGGUGUUCCUGCCACAGAGUAAAUGAGUCCUUGCUGCUCAAAGAGUGUACCUUCAAAAGGGUUCACUCUUUCUUUUCCACACCCAGUGACACAAGGCUCAAUACAAACCAACAAAAGAGGCAGAACCAGCAGAUCAGCCAGACAACUUUUGUUAUUGGGUGGUAUAUAAAUCUUAUUUAUUUAUUUAAAAAAUAUCUUUAUUCCUCUGUGUCGUAAAAAUAUAUAUCCAAGUGGUUUACAGGAAUGAAAGCAUAAAACCAUUGAGAGGUUAAAAACAGACAUCAAUUAGCCAUUGUGGAAGAAUGUAUUCUUAAUUGCCUGCAUAAGUCUGGUGGAAUAGAAAGGUUUUCAGCAGGAAUGUGGAAGUUGGCGCAGAAGGUGCACAUCAGCACACACUGAGAAUGAAUGAAACAAGUUUUAAAUUAAAGGCACAGUAGCCCUUUAAAGCAUGGAGUGCUUUGUCUACCACACAAAACACUGCAAUUGUACUUUAAAAAUCACACACGGAAAUGCCUUUUGUGAUGGCCAAAGCCCUGUCCAUUGGGGAAGUCAUUGUGGUUUGGUGUUAAGGGUGUUGCUUUUGGCUGUAGAUGUGUCCGGUUCACAGCUCUUCUCAUCCAUGAAAUACAUUGGGUGGUUGUGGGUCAAUCUCCCUCCUUCUCAGCCUACUUGGCAAGGCUAAACUGCAACAACCCCAUAGAUGCUGCUUUGAGUUCCAUUCAGGGAUGGAACAUACAAUAGUUAAAUCAUGCUCCCACAUGGAGGUCCAGUGUUCAGAUUACUGGAUCCUGCCUAUUCACUUCCCGAUGUGGUCUCUCCGUCAUGCUGUCCUUUGUUAGAAGUCCAGGACAAUAGGAAACAUCUGUAGGGGGUUUGACCUGUGUGCGUCACAGCCCUCCACCACCGCCCCAUUCUCUCCAUUUCCCUGCUCUUUCAUUCACCCUUUCCUUUCAAAUGCAUGCAUUUAAUCCUUCCUGGAUUGGGGAAUCCUGUUAACGCUAAGUGACUUGUGUAAACCAGGUACCACCCCCUGCAGAUGGCUCGGAGGAAGUUGCUGCCAUCCGACUUUCUGAUGCCCAGGGGAAGAUAGAUGAGCAGAAGCAGGUUCUUAUUCAGAAAGCGGAAAGUGGCACUUUUCUGCAGAUGGACAAGCCCAUCUAUUCUCCAGGACAACUGGGUAAGGAGAAACGAGUCCCUAGGGCUGGUGGGCUGGCUCUUAAUAUGUAAGUCGGGCUAGUAGCAGGCACUUUUGAUAGUAAUGUGAUAGUAAAAGAGGGCAUACCAGCCCUCCUUCAUUUUGGGGCCAUGACACCACUGGUUACUGCAGAGCUGUGCGUAAUCCUAAUGUAUGUGUGAAAUAUACUCAGAGUCCUGUAGUGAUUUCAUGCUCUUUACUGCAGCUUGUAAAACAGUGAUUGACUUGCCCCCCAAACCUCAGGCUUUUAUAUACAUUAUUUACACAAUGAGUCCCAUCUGCCUGCCUGAUUCUGCUUCCCUCCUGGAGCCUGAUUGGUCUUUUCCUACAGGCCAAUCAGUUGUUGCAUUCUACGAUCCUACGAUCCUACCAGCCUAAUAGGCUGAUUAACUUCCUCCUGGAGCCUGAUUGGUCUUUUCCUGCAAGCCAAUCAGUUGUUGCAUUCUAGGAUCCUACUUGCCUAUUGUUUUAGGAUCCAAGCUUAGUACAUAACAGUUUAUAUAUCUCUCCAUUAGAGCAUGUUACAGAUAUGAGGCAACAGACUCUAUUAGGGAAUUGUAGAAAUCAAUAAAUGGUAGGAUUUUGAUUAUUUGGGCAUAUGGAGGGAAAAUACAAGCUGCAGAGGAAUUCCUGGGUUACCCCAGCCCAUUUAAUACAUUAAAACAUAGUAAGACAUCAAACAUUAAAACCUUCCCUAAACAGGGCUGCCUUCAGAUGUCUUCUAAAAGUCAGAUAGUUGUUUAUUUCCUUGACAUCUGAUGGGAGGGCGUUCCACAGGGCAGGUGCCACUACUAAGAAGGCCAAGAAUGGCCAACAUGGUACCAUUGAGGGCCACUGGCAAUGCAAGAGAACUGUGCUUGCCCUUGUCCUGAGUUAUGAACAGAGACAGGUGAUUUGGCAGGUUGUCGGGUUAAUUGGGCGUGAUGUCCUUGGAAGAGUUUGGGGCCUUAACAGGAGACUUGGGGGAGCUGAACAAAGAUGAGAACAAUCUCAGCUGGCAGAUGGCAGGCUGGGAGAGACACAUUGUGCUCCAGCACUGCACUGUUGUGGGGAACGAGACCCUCUCGUAAGAUCUGCACUUUAAGAGGGUCAUUUUGUGCAUUUGUUCUGUUGCAGUGCAAUUUCGAAUCAUCACCCUGGAUGAAGGAUUUAUACCGUUGGCUACUGAGGUGAGAAAUGUGAACAGGGUGCGGAGGGGGGGUUGCGGGGAGGAAUAAGCAAGACAAGAUGGGCAUGACCUGGGCUGGGCACUUCUCCUCCACCAUUUAUAUUUCUCCUCACCUGAGUACAAAAGUAUUUAGUGAUGAGUUCGACAAAUCUGUGCGUAACAAAACUCUUGACAGCCGCUUUUGUUAAAGGAAGUCUGCUGAGAGCAGCUUGCGCUUGAUUGUAGUGAUCGAUGGUGCAUUUAGAAGUUCCCAAUCCACAAGAUUGGGGGGAUUUUUCAGAGCUUUUAUUUUGGUGAAAGAAAGAGCCCAGCUCUUUCUUGCAAACUUUCUUUCUGGCCUGGUUCCAAAAACAGCAAGAUUGUAGGUUUUUUUGGUAAUCGCUAGAAACACGAGCUGACAAUGUGCUCAUAAGUGAUAGGAAUGAGAGGAAGGCUGAACCAACCUCCCAAAUAGCUUUUAUUUUAUUUUAUUUCCCACGCACCAGAUGUAGAAUCCGUGGAGAAAUGGUUUGUCUGCACUCAGAACAGGUAAAAAAAAUAAAAAGCCCCAACAAAGUUCAACAGAUCUUCUGCACUCAGUUUUCUGAACACCUGGCAGCUUUGGGGAAGCUAAAUAGGGAAUCUUCAGUUGCUUGACAUGACAUUGUAGCUAUGGCAACAGUAUGGGAUGUUCAGGAAGUUUCUGAAUGGCUAGGAUUUAUUGACCCAGAGGGCAUAAAAUCCCAGAGUGUAGAGGCUGGGGUGCCAUUUCACUGCAGAUAUUAGAAGCGGAGGAGCAAGAAUAUGCCUUUCCUCCUCUCUGCCUGCCUAGCGUUUGCAAGAAAAAAAAAUCCAUUAUCUGCAGUUAAAGGUACUUGCUCAUCCUUUGCAUCUACAGGAGUGAGCAAGCUGCAGCUCUCCCAAUGUUCUUGGACUCCAAUUCCUGUCAGCUCCGGCCAGCACAACCAAUGGUCAGGGAUGGUAGGAAAUGCAUUCCACCAACAUCUGUAGGGCCACAGAUUUUCCACCCCCUCCCCUAACUUGAUGAGUUGCAGGAUGGGAAUUGUAGUUGGACGCAUUACUCUUGCUGGAGACUAAAGGGAUUGCCUUUUGUUUUCUUCUUUAGCAUCAGCUGGUGGAGUUGCAGGUGAGUACCCUCACGUUUCCCAGGGAUCUUCUUCAGAUGUAAUUUGAAACACACACACCAAUGUGGGGUGGAGGGCAGGGGAGAAGACUGAGGAGGUUGCAGAACUUCCACCCUUUCAGAGAUGCUUCCUUUUGCAGGUAUGUGCUGCAAUAAUUCAUGUUUUAUUUUUUAUAAAAAUGUGAUUGCAGGAUCCUGCAGGCAACCGAAUUGCACAAUGGAAUAAUGUGCAACCAGACAAUGGGGUUGUGCAACUGUCCUACCAGUUGGCUGCUGAACCAAUGCUGGGGGUCUACAGAAUCAUUGUGGAUCAUGGGAAGGCUUUCUUAAUCUUUGAAGUGCUUGAAUAUGGUAUGAAAUGAGUUUUGGAGAAGCAUUGUCUCUUCUAUUCAUCACUAGUUAGAACUCAGUUUCUAUCAACAGAUAUUGGGGACAACAUCUGCCUCAAAACGCUACCCACUGAUUUGGGAGCCUACCUGCCUGAUACCUGGUGAACAAAGCCUGUUUAAAGGUGGUAAUGUUCCAUUGGGCACACCUGGUACAUGUUAAGCCAUGGUUCUAGUUCAGACUGUUGAUGCAGGAUGAAGUUCUGUUUUGUAGAGUCCUUUCUACCUCUGCAACACAGCCUCCAUAACAGCAUCAUAAAAACCUCCCAGGUGAAGUAAUCCAGUCUCUGCUUAUUAGAAAAUGUCAGUUUGGAAAAGAAUGCAUGUAAACUUGUUAACUGCCUCUGUAUCUAAGUUCGUAGUGCUUACUAGAGCCAGUGUGGUGUAGUGGUUAAGAGCGGUAGUCUCAUAAUCUGGGGAACCGGGUUCACGUCUUCGCUCCUCCACAUGCAGCUGCUGGGUGACCUUGGGCCAGUCACACUUCUCUGAAGUCUCUCAGCCUCACUCACCUCACAGAGUGUUUGUUGUGGGGGAGGAAGGGAAAGGAGAUUGUUAGCCGCUUUGAGACUUCUUAGGGUAGUGAUAAAGCGGGAUAUCAAAUUCAAACUACUACUACUACUACUACUACUACUACUACUACUCUUCUUCUUCUUCUUCUUCUUCUUCUUCUUCUUCUUCUUCUUCUUCUUCUUCUUCUUCUCAUAAGUAAAAAGGAAAGGCAACAGUUUGAAUCAACCCACUUUAAAACAUGCCAAAUGCCAACCUUCUCUUCAAGCUGAUUCAUGGUGUACCGUGUAACAGUCUCUUCUCUUUCUUCUUCUCCAGUGAUUCGCAAAUUUGAAGUGGUGGUGGUACAGCCUGCUAUCAUCUAUUCAGCAGACAGCAACUUUCCUCUAAAAGUCUGUGGCAGGUAUACAUAUCAGAGCACUCAUCACUUUAUUUGGGAGGGCAGAGCAGAGCUCAUGACCUCAUUUGAGCGUUAUUUAGCUGUUUAUCUACUUUUUCUCUGUUGGAAUGAGACUGGAGUAGUCCACACCUGCAAGUAUUUGAACUUAUCUAUGAGGAACAAUUUUGGUCUUUCCCGUUCAUUCCCUUUUGUGUUUCCCCUGUCUUUUGGUUUGUUGAUUUUGUUAUGUCGUCUAAAUGCCAAUAGGGCAUGCAAGCUGCACAUGCACCUUGUUUUGUUUUUUAAAUUCCCAGGAAGUGCACAAAAGCACACAGUCAGGCAAUUGUAAAUUCCCAUCACACACUUUUGCAGUUUCCCGGUUUUGUGCAAAUCUGAUAGUUGCACAUGCUCCCCAGUCUCUGAGCAAGGAGCAACUCCAGGGGUUUCCAGUGCUUUCCAGGGUCCAGUUUCCCUGGAAUGAAGCUCAGCGGAGACUGUGAUGUUUUUAGGAUAUAUGGUUUUAUUUACACAUAUCUACAACCUGAGCCUAGAAUGGAGGGACUCACAGCAUUAACACCAUGGAUGCAGACAAAGGAGCUAAGAUGAAUCUAAGCAGUGAAUACAAUUAACUACAAAGAUCGAAAGUUUGAUUCCUUUGGAAUAAGAUUUAUAAAUAACUAAGAAUGUUAUUUUUAGCUGAAAGCAAAAUAGUGGGUGGUUUUCAGGCUAAGUGGAGAAGUAUCAAUUAAAACACUGUCUGUGGAAAUUCAAGGAGUAUCACGGCAUAGCUGAAGUCUGUGUGAGUGGCAUAGCGGGGCAGAAAUCAGAUUAUCAGCACACACACCCUCUGAAAAGGUACUCGUGUACCUUUAGCAUUUGCAUGACAAGUACAAAAUUUAACCAGGGAAGAUUUCCCUUGCAUUAAUAUAAAGCAAUAGGGAAAGUUUCUCAUCUUAAUUUUCCAUCUUGAUGCUAUUAAAGACAUAGGGGACCUGCCAAAGAAAAGCUGGCAACUCUAGGCUUGUGUACAGCACAUAGAAAAAGGAAAAUAAAAAGUAAUGGCUGGAUUUAUCUCUACUCCCCGCCUCCCCCUUUCUAGGUACACAUACGGCAAGCCGGUCCAGGGUUUAAUGCAAAUAUCCUUGUGCCAGAAAGCUUACCGUUAUUUCUGGAGGUCACCAGAUACAACAGCUCCACCGCCUACAGACAUCUGCCAGGAUUUCAAAGGGCAGGUAAUGGUGAUCAAGAGGGGUUGGUGGCAUAGCUGUCAACUGUCCCUUAUUUGGCGGGAAAGUCCCUUAUCCCAGCGCCGUGUCCCGCUGCUGUCCCUUAUUGAUGAUGUCCCUUAAAUUUCCCAGGUUUCAAAGGAAGCAGCUCCUCUCCCUCCCUCCCUGCUGGCCAGGGAGGAAGGAGGCUCCAACUGUGUUGCUUGGCUGUGUUGCUCACCCAAUAAGGAGUCUAAGAACGACUGGGGGGUGGAGCUUGCAUGCUUUGUGCCGAUCAAAUCGGCCGUGUUGCCUGGGGACUCGCCUUUGCUCAGCGCUUCCCAGCAGAGAGGUGACGGUGGUUUUCCUUGCUGCAUCCCCUUUGCCGGGUUGCUGCGCUGUGGGAACCACCGCUUGAGGCUUCGUUUGGCUGCUGGUUGACUAAAAUCCCUUAUUUUGGCUGCUGAUCCCUUAUUUUUGAGGCUGGUCCCUUAUUUUCAAAUCUGUAAGUUGACAGCUAUGCCAAGUUGGUGGUAUGACUGGGAGAGAAAAAGCUCUAGGGCUGGAGGACAGUGGAAAUGAGGGGGCUCAGGAAUAACCUGAUGCUUCCAAAAAUCUUAAAUGUGCCAUCCCAGGUGAGGCCCUGGCUUGGAAAGGAAGCUUAUCCUGUAUUUUUCCACUGGCCUGAAAUUUUCUCUUCGGUACUCCAGUUAUUAGCUAGAUUCUGACGUUCAUUAAUUUCUACUAUUCACUAAUAGACUCUAGUACCCCAAAUCUGUAACAAGCUUCUGAGGAGUAGGAGGAAGGCUCCAUAAAUGUGUGUUCUUUCCCGAAGCCAGUGAUUGGCAUCUUAGCUACCUUCACUGACUGUUUAUUUCAGACUGACAGGACUGGCUGCUUCUCUGCUGUUGUGGAAUUGUCACAGUUCAGACCUUCGAGCUACGAAUACAGCCACAGCAUAGAUGUGGAGGCCUCCUUGGAAGAAGCUGGAACAGGUAAGCUCUGGUGUUUGCAGGGAUAUGAGGAGCGAGGGGUGUGCGUGUUGGAGUGCAGGUGAGAGACUGAGCAAAGGAAAUAUCUCCUUUCAAAUCUGCUUGUGGUUUGGGGAACACCCUCACCCAAAAGAGAGAGAGAACGCGAUUAAAGGAAGGCAUGGUUAUCUGUGGAGGUGAAGCCACAGGGCCAUGUACACCACUCAACUUCAGGAGAAGAAAAGGCUAAGGAGUAAACCCCACACAAAUCUGGAGUGGAGUCCCUAAGGCGGUCAGAUGGUACCUUGUACACCUCCUUCUGGCAACUCCUGAAGCCAAGCUGGUGCCAAACGUAUUGCUCUGAUUUCCUUUUGUUGUAAACAAAACCUGCCCUUUUCCCCUUAUGGGGUAUCCAAGAGCCCGUAUAGAGUCCUUACGUGGGUUCCCUAUUGGUAGGAGAAAAUAACAGGCCAACCAGAGAAUAUUGAGAAGCAAAGCAGCUAGUAAGCCUGAUCUUUAUUAAAGCUGUUGCAACAGGGUGCUCCCCUCAUCCGCAGGAGAGGAGGAGGAACCCAGAACCCAGGUGUGCCUGCCCUUAUAUAGACAUUUUAAAUUCCCUGCUCUGGAGCUCAAGACCACCCCUCCAUACAUCAUACCUGCAUCACAGCAGGGGUGUAACCCAAGACCACCCCCCACAAACAUCAUACCUACAUCACAGAAAAGGUGGUCUACAACAGAAAUUUGAAUGCUGUUGUUUUUCCUGUCUGUCAGGUUAUCUGAUAAUGCCUUAUCUGAUUGCCUUUCCUGGUAGUCUGGCCAUUCCUUUGAGAUGGUGAUUUCCCAAUUCCUGAGACAAUGGGAAGGUUCCUUCACCCCCUCCCUCCUUGCAUAGAAAACAUUUGGUCAGUUUGGGAGUCAAAAUGGUUUCAGGUCGGUCUUCCUGUGUUGAUCUAUGUACGCGCUUGGUUGGUACAUUUAUGAACAUUUAUUAUAUAUAUAAGACCUUAAACUUUAUUAUUACACUUUGCACCACAACAGCAAGGCUGAGAGGGCAGUCUUGUUGUCUGGGCAGCCCAGGACCUCGAUACACACUGCCCCAGAGAUGUCACUUUGGUACUGCUAACGCCAUGGUUUACUUCACCCCUGACUAUUGAGACAAUAGGGUGCCAACAAUGAGUUGCUGGCCCAACUUGGGCAUUUGUCUUAUGCGUUGAAAAGGUCCUGCUAUGUUGCACAGUGAGCCUCCUUGUGUAGAACAGGCUCCUCGCCGGGCAAAUGGUUGCCCUCCAACCCAUGGAGCAGGAAAUGGCAACAGGGGGUGGAGUUAUCAAGCUUGUCCCUGCUCUCUCCCUUCCCCCACCCUCGUGUUGAUUCAACACAGAGAACUUAUGCCUGAAUAGGGCUAUAGACAAGUAGUGUUCUUUCUCCCUGUCAUCUGCAAAGCCAUGUCUUAGUUUCUGUUUCUUGGUUGCACAACAGAAUGCUUUGAACCAACCUUUUUAAAAAGAGGAAAAAAUAACCAUACGUUGGCAUCUACUGAGUGCCAGUACUCUAAGGUCUCUACUACCUAUGGUUGAAUAAUCCACCAUCAUUGACUAGUUCUGGUCUGUAUCAGUUAGGAUUGCAGAGUAUUCUGGUUAAUAUUGGAGCUCAUUUUUUCCCCCAGGACGAUGUGUGCAUGCUGUGUUAUACUUUGCAAAAAUAUCCGACACUGCUAGGCAGGGUUUUCUGUGUUUGUUUUUUACAGGAGUACAAGCAAAUGUUGCUCGUCAAUUCUAUAUGUCUGAUCAAGCUGGAUCUAUGAACUUUGUGGAGACAGAUGAUUACUACCAUCAAGGUUAUCCCUUCAGGGGAAAGGUAAUGCCUAUAAUUUUUAAGAACUUCCUAGUACUCUUUGGUGCAAUAUUACAAAUGAGCUCAAUUGAACACAGGAUUUCAAACAAACACUCUCCUGCCAAACCUCCUUGCCCUCCCUUUACACCUGGUGAAAUCAGCCAUCCCUUUAUACCUUGCCAACCCUUCAUACCUCUCCCUUUACAUCUCACCUGCCUCAGAACUUGCCAUACUUCUUCAUCUUGCCUGGUCUGUGGUCCUGGGUCACUUCCCUGCCUGUGUAUCCAUCCUCUAGUUCCCUCCUCUUCAUCUCACCUGGGUCUGCAUCUCCAUCUCUCAUCUCUUCUUGCCACACCUGUGCCAUCCGCCCUCCUAGCAGCUCAGGAGCUCACCACACUAGACUUUGCAAAACCACCUGUCUGUGGCCAAGCAAACUGCAGUGUGACAACAUCAUUACAAUUUUAUAUAUUGGAGAGAAAACCCAUCUUCUCCCCCAUUUUGGGAAGAUUCUCUUUGCUCUGAAAGUCCUCUUUCUUUUGCAUCUGAUCUAUCACCUAAACCCUCUAAUAGAGGACUUGUUUUCUAAAUGUUUCUUGAAGACUAUGACGGAUGUCAUGAGGCAGCUGAGAAGCAACCGUGGAUAAUUUCAGUGAUGUAAGUAAAUCUCAGCUCUCUUCCUCUUUCUCCUCACAGCUCAAAGCCCUGCAAAGAGACGGCUCCAUCAUGAAGAACCACGAUGUGUUCUUAGUAAUUCAUUUAAAUAACAACCAGACCAACAUGCUGCUUACUACUGACAGCAAUGGCAUAGCUGAGUUUUCGUUAGACACAGAAGCAUGGAAUGGGAAGGGGGUCUCUCUGGAGGUGAGGAUACUACUCUGCAUUCUGUGUACACCACAUAGCAAGAAGCAAAGGCAUGGCUUCAGAACAAGACUCCAAAAACAUUCUCUCCAGACUUCCUUGUUUCCAUGAGAAACCUUGAAUGGAAAAGCCAUGCUUGGAAUUUGCUCCAGCUCCUAGACUAUAACACAUAGUAAAGUGUGAUGGACAAAUGGCAUUUUUUCUAGCUUCUCCUUCCAACUGCCUAUUAAUCAGCAGAGAACAAAGUACAUCUGGAGGAUAAUUAAUGUAAUGCAGUUAGGGUGGUAAAAAUUAUUUCUAUGCCACUUUUCUGCUAUAGACCACCCCUCCCCCAAAUCAGAAUGUGUAUGGUUUAAAAGACAGAAUAAGCAAUGAUAUCAAACUUUCAUUAACAUUCUAUAAACCAGGCUUGUUCAACUUCCAAGAGACUGCAAUCUACUCCCACUAUAAAAAAAACUGGCAGUGAUCUACCCACUGGAUUCUGGAUUGAACAAAAUUGUUGAGCUUUAUUUGGGAGAUCAUCAAAGUUGUUUUUAGGGGGGGAGGGGUCCCAAGAUCUACCAUGAUCUACCACAGGCACCCCGAAAUCGUGAUCUACCUGUUGGCCAUAUAAACCAUAAAACUCUGACCAGUUUGCCUAGCAGUAAGGUGGCGCUGUGGGUUAAACCACAGAGCCUAGGGCUUGCCGAUCAGAAGGUCGGCAGUUUGAAUCCCCACAACGGGGUGAGCUCCCGUUGCUUGGUCCCAGCUCCUGCCAACCUAGCAGUUCAAAAGCACGAAGUACAAGUAGAUAAAUAGGUACCACUCUGGCAGGAAGGCAAAUGGUGUUUCCGUGUGCUGCUCUGGUUCCCCAGAAGCGGCUUAGUCAUGCUGGCCACAUGACCUGGAAGCUGUAUGCCGGCUCCCUCGACCAAUAAAGUGAGAUGAGCGCCGCAACCCCAGAGUCGUCCACGACUGGACCUAAUGGUCAGGGGUCCCUUUACCUUUACCUUUAAGGAAGCAGAAUAAGACACAAGUCCUCAGCAGCCAUACAUCAGACAAGCAUGGCAGGUGGAGCAGAGUCCACUCUGGAUAUAUUAGCAGGGGAUCAGAUGCAGGAAGGGAAUCACUAAGAACUGGGUGGGAAAGGAGGAGAAGCUAGGAACAGGAGCUGAUCAUCUUAAAUUGCCUGUAAGCCACGCUUGUGGUGCUUUAUGGAAGAGGAAGCAGAUGGGAGACAUACUGUGAAGGAGCACUCUGUGCAACAUGGGUCUUGCAUUGUCAAUACAAUACAAAGCCAUUUUGGGACAGAGAUGUUCUAGGCCUGAAGUGUGAUAGUGGCUGUAUCCUCUUUCAUACAAGGAUCAGUUCUGCUUCUCCCCACUUCCCACCAGAUGGUAGUGUUGCAUCAAACAUAUCUUGAGUCAAGACAGCUGCUAAUUUAAUAGACACAAGCAGGGCUUUUUGCAGCCAGAACUCAUCGAAAUUCCAUUCCAGCCCCUCUCAGGUGGGCUUCCCAGUCGAAGAGAAUGAGGGAGGUGUUCAUAGUGAGUUCCAGCACCUCUUUCUCUAGAAAAAUAGCAGUGGACGCAAGCAUCUAAUUACGGCUGUCACCUGAAUCAAUCAAUUAAAUAACCCUGUAUACAGUUACACAUGAAUAGAAAAAUAAUUUUGAAGAAAGAAAUGCAUACUGAAUUUGGCUUUAGGUGCUGCUUGCUGCAACAUACGCUCUCCUAAUCUUAGGUCUUAACUUCACAUGCCAAAUGGUUAGCAAUAAAGUUGUGAUUUGAUAUUUUUUUUUUUGUAAAUUAAAGACCAGCAACAUCCCCCUUACCCCAGAUUGUUGUCACAAUUGCAGCAUAUGGAGAGGGGAGGUUUAAACCUUCCCUCCCCAUUCAUCCCCCCCCCCCAGCACAUUUAUCGUUUGGGGAUCUUCCAUUGGCACCAAUGUGUGGGGUGGGGAUUCAGAGAUCAUGGAUGGGGAGGGAAGCACUUAAAUCUCCCCUCUCCAUGUGCUGUGCUCAUGAUAAUAAUAAGGGAGGGAAACCUAGAAUUUAUUUAUUUUUUCACACACAACGUGAUUGUUUUUGAUUUGAGUUUCUACUGAAAGGAGGCUGCAUUUUAAUGUUGUAUUUUAAUCUUGUUUUUAAGUUGUAUUUUAAUCAAUUAUUUUUAUACCUGGUGUUAGCCGCCCUGAGCCCGGUCUUGGCUGGGGAGGGCGGGGUAUAAAUAAAAAGUUAAUAAUAAUAAUAAUGCCAUCAAUGUUAUGUAUAGUUUGAGAAGAAGCACUCCCUCAUUAUGAGAGUGAAGGAUAAUACCUCUUUUAAGACUUUUAAUAUUUUUAAGAUGAAAAUUAAAGAUUCCACAUGUCUCCUGAUUUCUUAGGGAGUCUUUUUGUCGGUAGUCAAAGUUUUUUUGAUCAGUCACUUUAACUGGUUGUUUGACCAAAGGCUGCAACUUUAUCUCUUUCCCAGGGAAGACUCCAAAUGGAGGAUCCAGUAUAUGAACCAGGGAAAAUCAAUCAGUACCACCAGAACGCUUUCCUCUAUCUACAGCCUUACUACACCACGGCAAAGAGCUCUGUGAAAGUCCGGCGGGUGCCAGGGGUAGUGCCUUGCAAUCAGGAGCAGGAGAUUCAAGUGGAUUACAGCAUUAAGGACAGUGAUCUAGGCGAAGAAGGCAAAGCAAAAGGAAUCCCCUUCUCUUACUAUGUGAGCAUCCUGACUGAGGAGAGAAGGCCAGGGUUGGCAAGACAAAAAAGCAACAGCCCAAAACUAGCUGGCCAAAGAGAGAGGACAGGACUUCAGUUUUCACCUUUCCUGGUUCAAUUCUUGGAGUGUUUUCCAGGAGUAUAAUAAUAAUAAUAAUAAUAAUAAUAAUAAUAAUAAUAAUAAUUUAUUUGAACCCUACCCAUCUGACUGGGUUGCCCCAGCCACUCUGGGGGGCUUCCAGAAUAUAUAAAAACAUAGUAAAACAUUAAACCUUAAAAAGUUUCCCUAUACAGGGCUGCCUUCAGAAGUUUCCUAAAUGUUAUCUUCUUCUUCUUCUUCUUCUUCUUCUUCUUCUUCUUCUUCUCCUCCUCCUCCUCCUCCUCCUCCUCCUCCUCCUCUUCUUCUUCUUCUUCUUCUUCUUCUUCUUCUUCUUCUUCUUCUUCUCAUUCAUUCAUUCCCUGCCCAUCUGAUGGGUUUCCCCAGCCACUCUGGGCAGCUCCCAACAGAAUAUUUUAAAAAAUGGUAAAGCAUCAAACAUUAAAAACUUCCCUAAACAGGGCUGCCUUCAGAUGUCUUCUAAAAGUCAGAUAGUUGUUUACUUCCUUGACAUCUGAAGGGCGGGUGCCACUACCAAGAAGGCCCUCUGUCUGGUUCUCUGUAGUCUCACUUUUCGCAGUGAGGGAACCACCAGAAGGCCCUCGGAGCUGGACCUCAGUGUCUGGGCUGAACAAUGGGGGUGGAGAUGCUCCUUCAGGUAUACUGGGCCGAGGCCGUUUAGGUCCUUUCCUCUACUGCCUCCACACUAGUGCCCUAAUGUCUUUGGCAUCAAAACAUCUGCCGCCUGAGAAAUAUGUCUGUUAAGAGUGUCCCUUUCUGGAUGUUUUCAUCCUGUAUAUGCUUCUUCCUUCCCCAGGUGACAGGAAGGGGAAAAAUCCUUAUGCAUGGACAAAAGAAUGUGGGUGGUGAUGGGGGAGGUAAGUCUAUCUGUCAAAUCCCUCCCCACAUCUGCAUGUUUGAUUCGCUCACAAUUGGGUAUACACGUGACACUGGGAAAUAGUUAAAUCAAUCAAUUUAAACUGCAAAAAGGAGCUAAGGGUGGGGGGGAAUGGCCUGAUUAAAUAAUUAAAAUUAUUAUUUGUAGGAUUGCAAUAACACUUGUAGUUUAAUGUUGAAUUUCGGGUAUAAUGGAGAUUUUAAAAAUUUGGAUUAAUAGACAAGAUGCAGGAGGAAAAGGUUAUUAAUAUAAGGACCCACAAAGGGGAGGAGGGAAGUUCAGGAGACUCUUCAUAAUUCUCUUUUUAUGUAAAAUAUUUUUUAUUUAUUUUAUUUUAUUAAACUAAAUAAAAUUUUAAAGAGAGAGAGAGGGAGGAGGUUUGAAGGGAGAGUUUGUGGUGGAGUUUGGUGGAUUUCUGUGACUUUUUGGCAGAGUUUGGCUUUUUAGAUGGUGUUCCCACUAGACUACUAUAUGGACAAUACCUGGGAAUGUAAGUGGUGAAACACUUAUAUUUUGUAUUAGACUAGAGUGGGGGGCAGGUUAAAGGAGAUGUCUUGUGAAGGAGAAGGGAGAGAAUAAAGAGUGGUGGAUUGAAAGUCUGGGGUUUGGUGUGGAUUAAGGAGUCAUAUUGAUGACUGAAUCCUCCACUCUGAAACCUUCCUCCCCUCUUUCAGGUCUGCAAGGAUCCUUCUCCAUUUCAUUGCCCUUCACCUCCGACUUUGCACCACAACCAUCCUUGGUCGUUUAUUCUCUCUUCCACGAUGGAGGCGCCAUUGCAGACAAAGUCAGCUUUGAAGUGUCCAUGUGCUUCAAAAACCAGGUGAGCCGUAAACAUGAGAGAUUAUCUGAGAGGCUGUAAUCCCAGCCCAUACAUCUGACUCCCACCCACCCCGCCCCUUUGAUAUUGAGGUCUUGCACAAAACCUCUUUAUCACUUUUGCACUCUUGUGCAAGACCUCUGGAUUAUUAUUUUAAUGAAAAACAAAGGGUAGCUCUGUUUUGUAAUCCCUUCUUUGAUAGCAGAGCUGAUCUGAGUGUCCUAUGACAUUACAAUUUCCUGCUUUCCUUUCUGGGAAGGGACAAAAGCCACAGCCCAGGUACAUUCCACCAAGACCCACUUACUGGUGUGGAUGGCAAGCAGUAGAACUGAAUGUCAUCAGACAUGACUGGGGGGAAAUAACCGGAAUACGUGGGUGUGAUGUUAACAUAUGAGAGUGCUGGAGGUGAAAUAGUUAAACAGGUUACCCAAUCAGAACCCAGGGGGGCGGAGUCAGAGGGAUUAUAAAACCAGCUCUGGAAGGGGCGAAGGAGGGAGUUUGUUGGGAGUUGGGUGGUUGGUUGGAGUGGGAGUGAAUUGGGAUAGAGUCUGUGGGGAGGUUGAGUUAGUGUAGCGAAAUAAGCUGAGUCAGGAACAUCUAGGGGCUAGGAAGACAAGUAAAUAUCUGAGAGGUGGUUUAGUGAGUGAGAGCAGGUAGCGGAAGUUAUAGGUCUGGAUAGGCACCCCAUGAAAGUAAUUGACUGAUACCGUUUAUGAAACCACAUGCUUGUUAAAUUGCAAUAAAUAAACAGAAGUUUAUGUUCCAAUUUAACCCUGACUGGACUCAGUAUUGUACCAGGUAGGGCCUGGGUGGUGGUAACGAGAAAUCAAGUGGUGGCGCAGGGAUCAAUAGACAGUGAAACGUCCGGGGAUCCUGUGUGAUCGCCACAGGAAAGUGGCUCUCAUGCGCCAAUCACGUACCCAGAAAAUGGGGGGGGGGGAGAUCCAAGGUACCCCUUUGCAAGUACACCGCUGCCUUGAAGCACAUGGAAACUUGAUUUUAAUUUUUUUUAAGGCAGGGCAGGGUAAGGUUUUUAAAAAGUGGUCAGAUGAUUUAUAUCCUCCCGUCUCCCACCCACACAUGUGUGUCACAUCCACUGGUGUGGACAGAACAUAGCAGGAUGUGCAGACUCACAAAGUAUGGUACCCCCAGCUGUGUGGAAAGUCAGUUGCAAUUUCCCAUGUCUCAUACAGUGAAAGAGCAAUGAAUGGUGUUAGGAGCUACCAUCAUGAUUGGAAGAAAUAUGAUUUGGGACUAAUACACACACACACAAGCGAGGAAGGAAGUAGCUGGGGCUGCCAUACGUCUGGAUUUUCCCAGACACAUCUGGGAAUCGGGUUCUGAAAAUGGCGUCCGGGUGGAUUUUUGCCAAAUUGACAAAAUGUCUGGGAUAUCUUGGACGAAUGGCAAGUAGGGUGAUUAAAAAUAAAAAAGCUUUAAAAAUUAAAAAAGCCUAAAAACUUAAUGGGGGGGAGAGAUGUUCCCCCCAAAAAGCUCAAAAAUUUUGUCCGGAUUUUCACUUUGGGGAAUAUGGCAAACCUAUAGUAGCACUGUAGAAAAUUAAGAGUUAUUAAAGGGAGCUUAUUGGGGGCAGGGAGAUCUCAUGUGAGGUGCACUCUCCCUGAGGUGCAUUUUCUCAUGUGAGUAAACAGUAAAAAUAGUCUAUCCAGUCUUAAUCUGUUAGUAAAUGUUAUAUCUUCUUCUUCUUUAUUUAUAUAUGCCUUUUUUCCAAACUGGAAUUCUCGGUGGCUUACACAAAUUAAAACAACACAGAUAAAACACACAGAGCUAAAAAGAUAUACAGGAUAAUUGUGAAAAAGAAAUUAAACUCUCAUACAAUGAAAAUAAUAUACAGAUUAAAUACAUAUAUUUAACACAACAUUUAAAGGUUAGAGAAAGUUUCAUGCACCAGUGCCACAACUGAGUCAGACAGAUGUUUUCUGGGUUGCCCAUUCUAAAAUAGGAUUGUCUGCUUGGUAAAUACUUGUCUAUGGUUUCAUGCCCCCUGCUUUGUUUUGGCACUUCUGAUUCUGAGCAUUCACUUCUGCAGGUCAGCCUGGGGUUAUCUCAGCAGCAGGAGCUUCCCGGAACAAGCAUCAACCUUGAACUGAAGGCAACACCUGGGUCACUGUGUGCCAUUCGGGCUGUGGACCAAAGUGUCUUGCUCCUCAGGAAUGACAGAGACUUCACCAACACAACCGUAAGGCAGAGAGAGAAUGAAUGAAACUGAGAUGUGAUGGGCAGGGUUGGGCACUUAUGCACUGUACAUGUACUCCCAUUACACACACACAUACACACACUAACAUAAUUGUCAUUCACAAUAAAAGGGUGAAUUGUUCACAGGGUGAGAGAAUAAACUUCUUAAGAAAACAGCUGCUGAAUUUUCCACCCCAGUUCCUGGGCAUUUGUGCAUCAGGUUCGUUUGAGAGGAGCACAGAGAAAGGCGUUCUUGAGAAAUUUUCUCAAGUUUUCCAAGAGCAUUUUCCUAGCCAUGGCGGUCUUUCUCCCCAAAGUCCUUUUCUGGGCAAUAACAUAUCACUUGCUAGUGCAUUCUCUUGCUUAAUUUGAAAAAAACUCACUUGCACCCACUUGCUUUUCCUCCUGUAGAUGGCUGGAAAAUAAGUGUCUGUGUAUUAUUUUGAUGUAGUGCAUCAAUUUCUUCUUGGGCAGCCUUUCUCCAUAAAUGAGCAUUUGCUGAAUUUCUUUGCAAUCAGGCGAUUCAUGAGGCUGCAUUGUCCUUGCAGUGUAGGACAAGUGGAAUGCCAUUACUAGCACUUGUCGGGAUGCUGUCAGCGGCUCCCAGCUGGCUGGCCCAGGAAAGUAUAAAGACAAGGAAAAGUUUCUUACCAUCCUUUUUUAUUUCAAUCUUUACAGAGAGAGGCUAUAGAACCCAGCCUCUUGGAUAAUGGCCUUGUCCCGAGUGAAUCUCCACCCCCUUCUCUCCCACUUCCUCAUUUGUCACUUCUACGGAUGCUGCUACAUGCCCUCUGUCUUUGAGCUCUUUGCUCUCCUACUUUUAAGGCUUGCCGGGUUCUGGGAGAUGGAGGGUCUAGAAUGCUUUCUAGUGACAAUGUGUCAGCCAGCAGCCCCUCUGAUUCUGCCUCCUCCUCUCCCAUUAUUUCCCAACUUUCCCCCUCAUCUGCCUCUGAGUUGUGACCUCCUGCAAACCACUAUUGUAAAUCUAUACUGUCUUCCUCUUCCUCCUCCCUGGAAGGGUCAAGAUGGGGAGGUGGUCUCCACCAUUCCUCCUCUGCCCAGUCCCCGACAGCGCCUGGUAUCCAGAUUUGAAACUACAUCAGUAUCCUCAUCACAUUCAGAGUUUGGCAUUUCCCCAUCCCGCUGUCCUUCGACCCCUUCAUCAUUACCGUUGCUAGGAGUUUGGAGAUCUACUCCUUCUUCUUUCUCAUCUCCAGAUCUACGUGGUGUAACUUUGGAAAUUGAAUUUGGUUAUUCAGUUGUAAGUUUUGGGAAAUAUAUGAGAACUUGCGAUUUAUUCUCUGAUGGUUUAGAAUCGUCAGAUAUAGAUCCUUUCAUAUCUACCCUCAGCAACUUAAUUCACAUCCUUUUGCUUGACACGCCAUGUGUUCCUUUGCAGGUGUAUGACAGGUUCUACUUCCUAGGUGGGUAUCCUUAUCAAGUCACCGAGUACGAUCACUGUGAUGGACUAGGACCAAUCGGCGACCCUAUGCCACUGGCACGAAGCAAGCGCUACAGCUGGAGACCCUGGUUUGAUGAUGGUGGGGUAGACUUCUUCAGUUUCCUCAAAGUAAGUGCCCUUUAUUAUGCAGUUUUCAACUGGAAUAGGGGAGUUAGUGUAGAAGAGGCACUGAACAGCAUUCAGGGAUUCCCAGAUCCAGAUUAAAUUUAAGAAAAACCAGGCUGGCAUUUUGAUGAUGAACCUGUGUGAAAAUGGCACGUGCCAGCUGUUGAGGUUGCCCAGCAAACUCCCUUUUGGAAACAACCCAUUAUUCAUUUCAUAUCCCUUUAAGAAAUUGUGUGUGUCGCUAACCCUAGAGAAGGGGAGAAGGAGGGAGGAAAGGAAGACAUGAGUGCUGUAUGGAUAGAUGGAAGAAGGUAUAAAAAAAGCUGGCACCAUUGACCUGCGCAGCUAAUGCGAUUCCUUUCCUUGGUCUCUCUCACCACUGACAGGUUAUGGGGCUGAAAGUCUUGUCAAACAACAAAAUUAAGAAGCCAGCAACAUGCAGGCACCACUACUCUCCCUAUGGCAUGGUCGCUUCAAGUAAGGAGGUUUCCAAUUCCAGAUUAUUGGUGUAUGUAUCUGUGCUUACCAUGUUGAAGGUGGUUUAACACUAGGGCUUAGCCACAUUUCUCUUUUGGUCCACUCUUUCAAGGCAGAAGUCUAAGCAUUUCUGUUUUGUUGGAGCAGGGUUGCUUGGAGGAGGUUUGCAGUCAGGGAGUAGACCGGCCCUCGCAUCUGAAUCCCGUCCUUGGUUGUCAGACGCAGACAUCGAUGCUCAAGUCCGCCAGAACUUCCCUGAGACCUGGAUCUGGAAGCUGUACAAUGUUGAGUAAGUUUUGAUUAAUUCCUGAUUAAUUCCUGCCUGGGGGGAAGGGAGGGGCAGCUCUGUUAGGAUAUAGUUCCGUUCCACCUUAAAAGGGUACAGGCAUGACUGUUGUGUGUCACAUGCCCGUUUACUUCCAGCACAGAUCUUGCUGAGAACUUCCGUUUGUAUAUUCCUUUUAUGUUACGGCUGUUUUGCUGGAGACGAAGGGAAGCAGACAUGUUUUCCUCUGUCCCUGAACUAUGCUGAAUAAAAUGCUGUACAGUGGUACCUCGGGUUACAUACGCUUCAGGUUACAUACGCUUCUAUUAAUAUGUAAAUGUAUACAGUGGUACCUCGGGUUACAUACGCUUCAGGUUACAUAUGCUUCAGGUUACAGACUCCGCUAACCCAGAAAUAGUACCUCAGGUUAAGAACUUUGCUUCAAGAUGAGAACAGAAAUCGUGCUCUGGCGGCGCAGCGGCAGCAGGAGGCCCCAUUAGCUAAAGUGGUGCUUCAGGUUAAGAACAGUUUCAGGUUAAGAACGGACCUCCGGAACGAAUUAAGUACUUAACCCGAGGUACCACUGUACAUUAUGCUUACACAUUUCUCUGUCUGCCUCUUCUGCUGUGAGAAGAUUUUCACACUCUGCUGAUAGAACGUGCACGGGUCUCUAAAUGUAUCUGAGGCUCGUGUCGCUGAUUGAUGCUGUUCCAAGGGAGACCGUCUGCCGGCUGGUAGCUGGAGCCAGCUGGGGGCCUGCCUGAUGCCCCCAUCUCCCUGGCAGUAUCCCAACAAGCUCCACCCCCCAAUCAAUUAAAAUCAAUAAAAUACAUAGCAAACUGAGGUUCUGCCCCCCCAAAGACCUGCUCCCCACAACAAAAAUCCUGGCUACACCCAUGUUCUUGAGAUGGGCUUCUCCCAGAUCUUGUGUUUAAAUUACCGUAUUUUUCGCUCUAUAAGACGCACCAGACCAUAAGACGCAGCUAGUUUUUAGAGGGGGAAAACAAGAAACAAGAAAGCAACGCAAAGCCUCUUGAGGGAAGAGGCAGGAGCGCUCCUGCUGCGCUCAAGAGGCUUUGCGUGGCUAUCCCUGAAGCCAGAAGAGCAAGAAGGAUCGGUGCACACCGAUCCCUCUCACUGUUCUGACUUCUGGGAUAGCUGCGCAGCCGGCAUUCGCUCCAUAAGAUGCACACACAUUUCCCCUUACUUUUUAAGAGGGAAAAAGUGUGUCUUAUAGAGCAGAAAAUACGGUACAUUUCUCCCUGUUUUAAGUGAAAUAAAUACGGCAACAUUAACGGCAGCCAAAUAUAUCACACAAUACUGGGAUUUCUACUCGCAUUUCUAUUCCAUGGUACAUGCUCAUGGUCAGUGCUUUUUUUUCUAAAAAAAUGUUUAGGGGUACUCUCAUUUUGACUCAAGAAAAUCACCAUUUUCUAGUUCAAAUCGGGGGAAAUAAAUACAGUAAAUGGACAAAAGUACAAAGAUGCACAAAAUGUUUAGGGGUAUGCAUACCCCUGCGUAUCCCCAGAAAAAAAAGCACUGCUCAUGGUACAUAUUAGGAAGGAAGAAGAAAAUACGAAGGUGACACUCUUUCUUCUUGCAGCUUGUCCUAACUCCAGAAAAUACUAAGGCCUUACAUGACGCUAAAUGUGCAGCGGCCAACCACAUUUGAGGUUUUUGGUUUGCUUGUUUAUUUAAUAGAAAGCAUGGAGGGACUCGGUUUUUAUUGGGACUGCAAUGCAUGGGGAGGUUUUAUCCUUCCCUUCCCCUAUUACCAAAUGCAGCUAAGGGAACUUUUGCAAGGGGCUUGAUCCAGAUUGGGGUUCUGCUGCAGCCCAGGAUCCAGACCAGCCUCUCUGCCCCUGCUAUUUCCAUUCAGUUGUUGUGAAUGGGAACACUUCAUUCAAAUAGCUGGAGAGGGAGGGGUAAAGGGUUAAAUCAUCCACUCCCACCCACCCUGUCCUCCCACGCCAGGUUCCUGACCUUGCUACAAAAGCCAUUCAUGCAAACACAUUGAGUUUGGCAACGAUUUUAGACUGCCCUUCAGUAAGACGGAACCUGAUAAAAGGGCAACUUAACAUUCAAUGCAAAGAAAAACAUAUUUGCCUGGAACCAAAAAGUCAGUACAGCUGGUACUUCCAAAUAGGUAUACCUGGGGUGGACAGGGGUUGCCACCAUAUCAGUGUCCACCUCCCACCUGUGAGGUUACCCAUAAUUUGUCAAGGCCAGCCCUACCAGGUAAAGGGAGGUGGUACAUUACAAGGUGGCAGGUUUUGGGAUACCCCAAAAAGGAAGUGCAUUGUCACCGAUUCAAUUUAUCAUUAUAUUUGACCUUCCUGAAUGACAGGUGCCAUUAUUUGCCUCAAGCAUCAAAAGGUCUUAUGCGAUCUCUGGUCGUGUUCAUCUAAGGGCCAAAUUACAUGGACUUUGACCAUGUGCCCAGCUGCUUUUCUUCAACCCCCCAGAGUGGUGAAAUGAGGAGGCUUCAGCCUAGGACUUGCCGAUCAGAAGGUUGGCGGUUCAAAUCCCUGCUCCUGCCAACCUAGCAGUUUGAAAGCAAGUCCGAGUGCAAGUAGAUAAAUAGGUACCCCUCCAGCGGGAAGGUAAAUGGGCGUUUCCAUGCGCCACUCUGGUUCACCAGAAGUGGCUUAGUCAUGCUGGCCACAUGACCCAGAAGCGGUGCACCGGCUCCCUCGACCAAUAAAGCGAGAUGAGCGCCACAACCCCAGAGUUGGUCACAACUGGACCUGAUGGUCAGGGGUCAGCAUGGAAGAAGCAAUUUAGUUUUUCCUAUGGACAAUCAUGUUUUUGUUUGUUUCAAUUAUGCAAACAAUAAUGCAAAUAAGUUGACACAUCUUACACUAUUCCCCAAACAUAUCAACAGUAAAAAGCAAGCAAACAAACAGAUAGAUAAAUACAUACCGUAUUGGCCGGAAUAUAAGCCUCACUUUCCCCCCAAAUUCCAACCUUGAAAAGUUAAAGUACGGCUUAUAUUUGUGACCUUACGGUAUGCCGCCAGGAGCGCAGGGCAAACAGUGCCAGGAGCGCAGCAAAAUGGCGGCGCCCCACGCAUAGUCCCCCAUCCUCUCCCCCAAGGCCGGGAAGGGGGAGAGAGAGUGCGAGGAAGGGGAAAGGCCGCUGGCAACGCAGAAUGGCUCCCCGCCCCCAAGUAUGCAGCCAGGAGCAGCGAGGAAUGGAGUGGCUUAUAUUCGGGUCUUUUUUUCUUUUUUUCCUCUCCCCCCUCCAAUUUUGAAGGUGCGGCUUAUAUUUGGGCCAAUAUGGUAUUAACCAAACGUGGGCAUGCACUUUUGAAAUGCACGACCUCUGUUGGGGCGGGGGGGGGGCGGGGAGAAAUCUCCCUUUUGCAAGGCAAACUGCCAUCUCCUGCCCUCACUUCCCACAUUCUUUUUAGUCCUUCAGGUGAGAAGUCAGUGGCACUCACAGUUCCAGACACCAUCACUGAAUGGAAAGUCAGUAUGUUCUGCACCUCCCAAAGCAGUGGGUUGGGUAUUUCCCCGCCGGCGAGGCUGACGGUCUUUAAGCCUUUCUUCGUGGAUGUCACCCUGCCCUAUUCCGUGGUUCGUGGAGAGUCAUUUCCAAUGAUCGCCACCGUCUUCAACUAUUUGAAACACUGCAUGUGGGUAAGGAAGAUCUUCACUAAUUCCCCACGCUCUAAGAAUUCAAUUCCUUGUUAAGUAGAGCAGGUGUAUCGCCUCUUUUAAGUCAAAGGGUUGACCAGGUGCCUCAGUGAUAGGAGGGAGGGCAAGGGAUGUGUAAGAGUUUACAGUAGCCCAGACAUAUAAUUUUCCAAUUUUGAUAGCUUUUGGGGGAUUUAUUUAAAAAAAUUAACAAAGCAAAACUAGAUACUGUUUCGUUUUCAUCUAAACCAAAAGGCUAACGAUGAACGAACAAAUUAUAAAAAUGCUAAUAGAUACAGUGUAAAUAUAUGUGUGUAUAUGUGUGUGUGUGUGUGUGUGUGUGUGUGUGUGUGUGUGUGUGUAUGUAUACACACACACAAAUAUAUUAUGGCAUAAGCUGUUGUGGACAAAAAAUAUUCUGAGUAUUUGGAAUUCCACAUUUUAAACUCACUUAACUUAUCAUUGAUUUUGCUUGCUUCCUUGAGCCAGCCACCAGAACUCUCAACCUAACCUACCGUAGCUCACAUGACUCUGAAAAUAUGAGGUAUAAGACUGCUGCAAAGAGGGAGUUAGUGCUUGUGUUAUUGGCAUCAAUUUUUUAUUCCUUUGCUUUCACGGGUUAAAUAGUAAAGAAAAGCACAGGAUCAAUAUUUCUCCUAAUUGUUGAGUUUUAAAACGAAAAUAAAACCUGCUCUCACUAUCCUGUGUUCUGUCCCAAUAUCAAAAUCACUGAGAUAACAAACAUCAUUUUAGGGCACCCUAAACCUGUUCUGGGGGGUUCUCCUGAUCCUCUGGAUCUGAUUUGUGGAGGGUGGGGGUGGGGAGGGGAAGAGGGUGUUAAAUCCCAUUGUGCAAGCUGAAUUCAUUCUGCUUAGGGUCUUGGCUCUUGCAGGCAUACGCCCUGGUAAACUUGCUCCAAUUGCACCAUUAUAAUCCGGCCAUGAGCAGAAUCCGGAGUAAAACUUCCUUCCCUCUUUCCUUUCCCCACUGUUGCAUAGGUUCAGGUUAUCCUGUCCAAGUCUGAAGAUUAUGAGGUGCAGCCAUGCAAGGACUGUGAAUACACAAGUUGCUUAUGUGCUGGUGAAGCGAAGACUUACUCCUGGAAUGUGAAGGCCUCUAAACUGGGUGAGGGGGCCUAAGGAGAGAUGGGCAGAGAGAAGAUGAAUGCACCUGGUCAUAACAGUGUUCCACCUUAAGCAAUAUCCCCAUCUCCUUUCUGUAUGGCAACCAUUAUCCCUCCCACAGUCUGAGCCAUUCCAUCUGUGCAUCUGUCACUAGGCUGCAUUCUGGAACUCAGAAUUCCUGCAUCCCUUAUCUAGAACUCCUUUGCAAAAUCUGGUGCUGGAGGAGGGGAAUGAAGAAUCAGCUCAGCUGCAAUAGCACCUGGGUUUCUGGGUGUUAAUAUUUUGAUGCAAUUGGGGACUUCCUCCUUGAUUCUAACAGUUGUAACUUGGAAGUCGAAUGGAAUCCGUUCCGGAAGUCCAUUCCACUUCGAAAACUUUCGGAAACCAAAGUGCGGCUUCUGAUUAGCUGCAGGAAGCUCCUGCAGCCAAUCGGGAGCCAAUUGGAAGCCCCAUCAGAUGUUUGGGUUCAGUCAGAACACUCACUUCUGGGAUCCAGGGUACAACUGUAUUUGUUGAUGUUCUGUGCCUCUCGCCCAGUGGCACAACAAAAGUACUGAAUGGGGAAACAGGACAAAUCCCUCAACAACCAGUGUGAGGUGACAACCACUUUGCAACUGGGUUGUAAUGGCCAAGGCCAACCAGGGCUGGAUCUAGACGCAUCAAAGAGGCGAUUCAGUUAAGUAUUCAAACUUCAUACAGGGAAAUCCUCUCGGCAGAAAACGGGACUUCAUAGCUCCAUCUGGUGUCAUAGUGUUAUAACACAUGUAAAAUGCUUUAUCUUGACCAAUGUAGCUGAGUCCCAGAUUCCUGUUGUGUAGAGCAGCUGGGACUCAGCUAUACAGCUGCAAGUAAAACGUUUUAAAUGUAUUGUAAAGUGCAAUAUACAAAGGUGACACUAAAUGGCAACAGUGAGCUAUGCAACAGUCAAUGUAUCUUUCAAAACUUUUUUUUAAAAAAAAGUUUCACAGUGUUUUUUAUAUGUGUGUAGAUUCCACCUAGGGGUCUGGUUCUGUCAGUCUUAUUUUGAUAGAGGGUUUUCCUGGCAUGGUAUAACCAAGAACAGGUUGAGGGAAAGUCUCUUACACUCUCCUCUCUCUCUCAGACCCUUUUCCAGAUGACGUUGGUCAUCACAACUUCUGUCUCCCUGAAACCAAAGGAAUUUUAGCUUGUAGUUUCAUUGACUUCAGUAGGACUGAAUCAUGGCUGACUCUAGAUGGAUUGGCCCUAUAUGACUAAUGUUAUAAUCACUGGGCCGCUUACGCAAUAGGCAGGCACUUCACAGGGAAUAAAUCCCAUUUUUUCAGAAGUGUGUGCCUAUUUCAUGUGUGUUGGUAACAUAUAAUUACUACAAAUUUUUUAAAAGUCACAAUGUAUAUUUUUUUUAAAAAAUGCCCCGUAUUUCUUUUUGCCCUUUAAUUUUGAAGUGAAGCAGAAGUGGAGUUAUUUGCCUCUCUGUCUACUGAAAUCUGAAAUUACCCCCAUCUUCUUGGGCUACAGUGUGGAUAGUGUUAUUAUUUAUUUAUUGAAUUUAUUUACUGCCCUAUACCCGCAAGGUCUCAGGGCGGUUCACAGAAUAAAAUCAGAAUAUAAAACCACAAAAUACAUAAUCAAAAUAAAAACGACAACAAUUCUUCCCCUGCUUCCACAAUAAGCCUGCUUCCAUUGAGAAGCAAUACCUUGCUGGUAGCAAGUGAUCUGGUGUUGACUGGGAAACGACAACUAAUCCAGAAUGCUGGCAGCUCUGAGGGCCUUCUAGCGGUUCCCUCACUGCAAGAAGUGAGGUUACAGGGAACCGGGCUGAGGGCCUUCUCGGUAGUGGCACCCGCCCUGUGGAACGCCCUCCCAUCAGAUGUCAAGGAAAUAAACAACUGCCUGACUUUUAGAAGACAUCUGAAGGCAGCCCUGUUUAGGGAAGCUUUUAAUGACUGGUGUUUUAAUGUAUUUUUAAUAUUUUGUCAGAAGCCGCCCAGAGUGGCUGGGGAAACCCAGCCAGGUGGGCGGGGUAUAAAUAAUAAAUUACAGUGGUUAUGAACUUAAUUCCUUCUGGAGGUCCGUUCUUAACCCAAAACCGUUCUUAACAUGAGGCGCGCUUUCGCAAAUGGGGCCUCCCACUGCUGCUGUGUCACCGGCACGCGACUUCCGCUCGCAUCCCAGGGCAAAGUUUGCAACCAAGAGCAUCUACUUCCGGGUUAGCAGAGCUUGUUACCCAACGUGUUCAUAAGGAGGACGGUACAUAACCCGAGGUUCCACUGUAUUACAGUGGUACCUCGGGUUACAUACGCUUCAGGUUACAUACGCUUCAGGUUACAGACUCUGCUAACCCAGAAAUAGUACCUCAGGUUAAGAACUUUGCUUCAGGAUAAGAACAGAAAUCGUGCUCCGGCGGCCCGGCGGCAGCAGGAGGCCCCAUUAGCUAAAGUGGUGCUUCAGGUUAAGAACAGUUUCAGGUUAAGAACAGACCUCCGGAACGAAUUAAGUACUUAACCCGAGUUACCACUCUUUUUAUUAUUAUUAUUAUUAUUAUUAUUAUUAUUAUUAUUAUUUAUCACAGACUGUAAGACAAAGCCCUCUGGAUCAGACCAAAAACCUAUCUAGGUCCCACGUUCUCUUUCCACAGUAGCCAACCAGAAGCCUCUGAGAAAGCCAUCUGACAGCUUAUCCACACUUACCACACUUUUUAUUUUAUAUUUUAUAUUAAUAAAAUUACUCCACAGAGGGAAGCCUCUUGAAGCAGUCUAUCACCUAUCAGCAAUUAUGAGCUGGGCUCAUUAGGAAUUAUCAAGGAGAUCAGGCAGGGAGGAGGGGACCUUAUAGAAAUUGUUCCAUUUCUGACUUCUGAAACAGCGUGUUUUUGCAGGGAUGAACGCAUUUUCUGUCAUUUGCCGUCAGGUGUGAUGAACUUCACUGUCACCACAAUGGCACUCAAAAGUGAGAAACUCUGUGGUGGUGAGCAGACCGCCGUGCCUGGUAAAGGGCCGAAGUGACACCUUGAUCAAGUCUCUCCUUGUCCGGGUGAGUCUAUGAUACAGCAUUUCUUCCUACCUCUGCAAAUCCCCCUCCCUGUGACUAUAUGGAUAGCUCACCUGGUUAGAGCAUGGUCUGAUAAUGCCAAGGUUGCAGGUUCAAUCCCCGUAUGGGAGAGCUGCAUAUUCCUGCAUUGUAGGGGGUUGGACUAGAUGUUCCUCAGGGUCCCUUCCAAUUCUACGAUUCUGUGAUUCCCCCUACAUGAGGCUACUUGAAGUAUGAGAAGUGGGAAGUGACCUAAUAAUAAUAAUAAAUUUUAUUUAUACCCCGCCCUCCCCGGCCAGAGCCAGGCUCAGGGUGGCUAACAACAGUAAAAUUACAGUAAAAAUAUAAUAGGGAAAAGAAAAAGAAAAAACCCAAUUUAAAAUACAGGUUAAAAUGCAAUUUAAUAAUGCAGCCUCAUCAAAACCAUAAGGGGAGGGAAACAUAAGGGUCAGACUGAGUCGGAACCGAAGGCCAGGCAAACAGCUUUGUCUUGCAGGCCCUGUGGAAAGACUAAUAUUCAGUAUAUAUAAUACUCUCUCCCUCUCUCUCUCUAUAUAUAUAUAAUAUACUAGACUAGUAUUCAUGACUACCUGUGCUUCACCUGCUCUUGUGAGAAGGAGGACACGUUCUGAAUGUUCAGCAAGAGAUGUAAAAGGGGGAAAGCGAUUAUUAUUUUUGGAAUGGCCCCUAAUUUCAGGAAAGAGCCUUUUCCUGGGGUUCCCUGGAGAAGGACUGUACACACUCAGAAGUGAAUAUCUUUAUUGUCAGCUCACAAGCAGAACUUGGCAGCAGAAGCAUCAGAGAAGCUUCUGUCCAUUUCCUUCUCAACUGCAAGCAAAAAGAAUACCAUCUUUUUAUUGCUGCUUUCCACUGGCUGACAUUCUUCCACCUUCUUCCACAAGGUGUCUGGGACUAACACCUUCAGAGGAGCACAUAUUACUCUGCUGCUUCUGAAUGACAGAUGUGAAGGGAGGGACUUUUGAGACACGCCCCCCCCCCCCCGCAUGAAACACACCAGGUGUUUAAAUCUGAAGGCUAUGUGAAUAUUUUGAUGGUUUGAAAACUGAUUUUUUUUCUCUGCCUUUCCCUGGCAGCCUGAGGGCGUCCUGGCUGAGAAAGCUCAUAGCUCUCUGUUAUGCCCUGAAGGUCAGUAGCACCUAACACCUUUUAACUUUGGGGACAAAAGAGGUUUCAGGAAUGAAAGGCAAGCUGCAUUCACCACCACUUAGGGCUUAUCCACGUGUGUGUGUGUGUGUGUGUGUGUGUGUGUGUGUGUGUGUGUGUUGGGGGGGACUGCUCUUUAGCACUCAGUUGGCAAUUCAGGUUUCCCCUGAAUCACGACUUUUUCUGAUCUAUCACUAAGUACAAUGGCACCUUGGGUUACAUACGCUUCAGGUUACAUAUGCUUCAGGUUACGCACUCCACUAAGCCAGAAAUAGUGCUUCAGGUUAAGAACUUUGCUUCAGGAUAAGAACAGAAAUCGGGCUCCGGCAGCGCAGCGGCAGCAGGAGGCCCCAUUAGCUAAAGUGGUGCUUCAGGUUAAGAACAGUUUCAGGUUAAGAACGGACCUCCGGAACGAAUUAAGUACUUAACCUGAGGUACCACUGUAGUGGGUUUUCCCUGAUUAGGAAACAAAACAAAACACCAAAUCGCUGGUGCGGGGGCGAGGACUGAGCUGGAAUAGGACAAUGGCUUGGGGCAGGGGUGGGGGUGGGGGAGAAGCUUUGCCCUGCUGCAGCCUUACCCCCAGCUCUGAAUUGUUCCUGCCUAUCCCUGCUAAGGGACGCGGGUGGCACUAUGGGUUAAACCACAGAGCCUAGGACUUGCCGAGCAGAAGGUUGGCGGUUCAAAUCCCCGCAGCAGGGUGAGCUCCCAUUGCUUGGUCCCUGCUCCUGCCAACCUAGCAGUUUGAAAGCACAUCAAAGUGCAAGUAGAUAAAUAGGUACCGCUCCGGCAGGAAGGUAAACGGCGUUUCCAUGCACUGCUUUGGUUCGCCAGAAGCGGCUUAGUCAUGCUGGCCACAUGACCCGGAAGCUGUACGCCGGCUCCCUCGAACAAUAAAGCGAGAUGAGUGCCGCAACCCCAGAGUCUGUCACGACUGGACCUAACGAUCAGGGGUCCCUUUACCUUUACCUUAUUCCAUCUAUUAGGCCUAGAACUUUGUUGGCUUCCCAUCAACCAUAUGAUUCCAAACUGGAACUUAGACUUCAUAACGUGUGGUCUCCCUAAGCUGAAGGCACCUAUGAUGGUUCAAAUCCCUGCAACAGGGUGAGCUCCCAUUGCUUGGUCCCUGCUCCUGCCAACCUAGCAGUUCGAAAGCACGUCAAAGUGCAAGUAGAUAAAUAGGUACCGCUCCGGCAGGAAGGUAAACGGCGUUUCCGUGUGCUGCUUUGGUUCGCUAGAAGCGGCUUAGUCAUGCUGGCCACAUGAUCCGGAAGCUGUACGCCGGCUCCCUUGGCCAAUAAAGCAACAUGAGCGCAGCAACCCCAGAGUCAGCCACGACUGGACCUAAUGGUUAGGGGUCCCUUUACCUUUUAUCCCUGCUAAGCAGAAUGAGAGGAAAGGCCCCACUGUUGCCAAUGGAAGAGCAGGCAUGAGGACUGGGGGCAGUGAGGAAUUCCAUUGCGGUCGAAUUUGGCUUCACUUGCAGAGCUUUCUGUGUACACUUCUGUUACCCUCAAAUUAACCACGUAUUCAUCUCAUUGUCAGGAGGUUCUGCUUCAGAUUCAUUCUCCUUGGAGCUUCCUGAGGAUGUCGUGCCAGAUUCUGCCAGGGCCCAGGUAUCUGUUCUUGGUAAGAAAUCAAGCUGGUUCUGCAACUUACCUGCGCGCUAAGUUUUCAGCAGGUGUAUACAUACAUGAACAAAUGUGGUAGACAUAAGGAGGUAAUGAGAAGAGGCGCAAUGAGUCUGUACCCCCUGUGCACGCAUUCCUCAUGUGCAAGGCAUAAUUGAGUAGAGACUGGAUCAGGGCCACACACUGUCAGCCCUGGCUCUGGCAUCAGAACUUCUUUCUUCAACAGCCAAGUGUUGCGUGUAGUUGUAUGGUAAGCCCAAGAAAACCUUGUUCACAGGCUUCAUUCAGUUAGGAAAUUGGCUGCUGAAGAAAGAAGACUCAACCUUGGUGGCAGGCCCUGCUCUUGUCUGUACAAGGUGCUGCCUUCCAUGCAGCGGCAAAGCAAGCCAAUCAGGUGCCUGGGGUGGCGCGCGUGUCCUGCGCCCAGGGGCGGGGCCAGCCGCGUCACUCCCAGGAAUGUGGUGGUGAAUGGUGGAACAUAUUAUUAUUAUCAUCAUCAUCAUCAUCCUCAUCAUCAUCCCUUCCUACAGACUUGUAGGGCAAAAAGAUGGCUGCCCCCAGGCACAUAUGGCAGCCAUCUUCAUUUCAUACAAGGAUGCUGUGAGCUGCGUGUUAGCCAGCCCAGGGAGAGAAAAAAGCCUAUUUAACUAGAGAACAUUUAUUUGAACUGCACCUAAUGUGCUUUGCAAAGCUCUCUGGGAAUCCAUUUUUGUGCAUUUUUCAGGCCUAGUAGCCAUGGCAUUAUGCCAUUCAAUCACUUCCUCGGAGCAUUUUAAAAGGGAAUCCACUCUGCGUGACCACAGAGCUGCUCUAAGUGUUUUAAAGUUCAAAGAAAGAAGGUUUGAUAGAGCUUCUCCCCAGCUACAUGAUCCCAGCUAAUGAGGGAUUACACUGUAAACAGAAAAUCUUACAUUGCAAUGCAAUCAAACCGAGCUGGUUAUGUGAGGACCAUCACUGCAGAUAAACACAAUCAAUUGCAGACCCUAUUUUCCAGGGACAACCCCAAAUUUACAGAAGCCAACCCGGUUUCUGAUUUGAUCCCAUAAUGUCCCCCUUUUCCUUGGGACGUCCCAGUUCUCAUUGGAGAAAUGUUGGAGGGUAUACAAUUGUUUUGCCCUCGCUCUGAAUGUGAGGGGAGGGAAUCUAUACUGACUGCUGACGGCUACUGGGCUGAUGCUCCCUCUUUUACCACAAUGUGCCAAAUAGGCGCAUAGGAUGCUGACUUACAUCGAAUUACCAUAUUUUUCACUCUAUAAGAUGCACUUUUUCCCUCCUAAAAAGUAAGGGGAAAUGUGUGUGCGUCUUAUGGAGCGAAUGCAGGCUGUGCAGCUAUCCCAGAAGCCAGAACAGGGAGAGGGAUUGCUACGCUCCCUCUCGCUGUUCUAGCUUCUGGCUUAGCCGCACUCUGUCCCUUCCCCCACCUCCCGGAAAAGCCCGCAAGAGCAGCGCUCCCUUUCAAGAGCUGCGCGGAGCGUGUGUGCGGCUCUUGGGGGCUUUUCCCCAAAGAGGGAGAAGGGCAACCCGUCAGUGACAGGCUGCCCUUCUCCCUCCCUGGGGAAAAGCCUGCAAGCACUGCACACACGCUCCACGCGGCUCGUGAACGGGAGAGCUGAGCAGAGCCUGGGAUGCAUACUGGCUCUGCUCAGCGCUCCCUUUAAAGAAUAUUUUUUUUCUUGCAUUCCCCCUCUAAAGACUAGGUGCGUUUUAUGGUCAGGUGCGUCUUAUGGAACGAAAAAUACGGUAGACCAAUGGUCCAUCUAGUUCAGCAUUGUGUACACUGCUUUCAGGGGUUCCAGGCCAGGUUCUCUCUCAAUACAACCUGGGAAUGGCAGGGAUCGAACCUGGAACCUGGAACCCUCUGCCUGCAGAGCAAAUACUCUACCACUGAGCUAUGGCCCUUUGCUAUUGGUUUCAUGAAACUUUGGUCUCGUUGCCUGGGCGACGGGAUCAGAGUUCCACCUAUCCUGCUCUUGAACAUCAUGAGCAUUUCCACUUCCUUUUGCAAGGGGAUUCUUUUCAUUUGUGAAAGCUUCAGUGAAAAUGCCUAUGCCCUUCUUUUUAUACAGGACUACAGUACAGGGUAAGCGACGCGGGUGGCGCUGUGGGUUAAACCACAGAGCCUAGGGCUUGCCGAUCAGAAGGUCGGCGGUUCGAAUCCACGCGAUGGGGUGAGCUCCCGUUGCUCGGUCCCUGCUCCUGCCAACCUAGCAGUUUGAAAGCAAGUGCAAGUAGAUAAAUAGGUACCACUCUGGCAGGAAGGUAAACGGCGUUUCCGUGCGCUGCUCUGGUUCGCCAGAAGCGGCUUAGUCAUGCUGGCCACAUGACCCAGAAGCUGUACGCCGGCUCCUUUGGCCAAUAAAGCGAGAUGAGCGCCGCAACCCCAGAGUCGUCCAAGACUGGACCUAAUGGUCAGGGGUCCCUUUACCUUUACUUACAGUACAGGGUGUGUGAAUGAAUAGUGUGGCAAUGGAAGCAAAGGCCCCUGAGUUGGGUGCAUGCCGUUGGUGAUGGGGAGGGGGCAUUUGGAACAAAUUCUGGGAUAGGGUUGCUCUUUUGUGUCAUGUGACCGAGGGGGGCGGAGCAACGUCCAACCAGUCGGAAAGAGGGUAACUUUGUAUUCACAUCUGGCCAGGUGAUAUCAUGGGGACGGCACUGCAGAACUUGGACAAACUGGUACAGAUGCCCAGUGGUUGCGGGGAGCAAAACAUGGUCUUGUUUGCCCCCAUCAUCUAUGUGCUGCAGUACUUGGAAAACACAGGGCAGAUGGAUGAGGAGCUGAAGACGAAAGCGCUGGGCUACCUGCAGUCAGGUCUGUCAUUUGCUUCUCUAGAGUCCUUUCUGUUGGUGAUAAUUCAGACUGAAAUUCCAAGGUGUCAAAAAAAGGUUAUUUGUGUAUGCCACUACUGCAGCCCAUGUUUUGUUAGCCCCAAAAUGGAAAAUGAGCGAGGUCCCAAACAAAGAAGAGUGGCAACUUGACAGAAUAUGCACAGCUUGCAGAUUUAACAUAUAAAAUAAGAGAACAAGAAUAACAUAGGUUUAAAGAAGACUGGAAAACAUUUAUUGAAUAUAUGGGAAACUUUUAGAAGACAUCUAAAGGCAGCCCUGUUUAGGGAAGCUUUUAAUGUUUAAUAGGUUAUUGUAUUUUAGUGUUCUGUUGGAAGCCGCCCCGAGUGGCUGUAGAAACCCAGCCAGAUUGGUGGGGUAUAAAUAAAUUUUAUUAUUAUUAUUUCACCAACACUAGAGCCAGAUAUAUGGAGAAACAUGACUCAAAGAAGUAGGAGGCCCAGGGUUCGCUCUGAUUGUUUAGAAAUACACAAUCGCUUUGAGGUCCUCUCCCCUAGCAUGGAAGACGAAGAGCAGACUCCAUUUGAGGAUCUCUCCCUCAUUACAGUCGAUCAGGUAUAUGAAGACGAGCAGCAAAGUCAGUCCUCAGGGAAUGUGCAGGCAACCUUGGAACGGGCAGCUCACGGAAGAACCCCGACCAAACCUAAGAGGAGGCGUGUAGUGGUGAUAGGGGAUUCCCUACUGAGGGGAACAGAAGCAGUGAUCUGUGGGCCUGACAAGAUGUCUCGGGAAGUGUGCUGUCUCCCCGGGGCUAAGAUCCAAGAUGUAACUGAACGACUGCAAGGAAUCAUAAAACCCACUGACAAAUACCCCUUCCUCUUGGUUCAUGUGGGAACCAAUGACACUGCAAGCAAUAGCCUCCAGAAGAUCAAAAGAGACUACGAGGCUCUGGGCAGGAAAUUGAAGCAAUUAAAUGCACAAAUUGUGAUCUCAUCUGUCCUCCCAGUUGAACGACGUGGCCCAGGAGAGAGGGGAAAAUAGUGGAAGUGAACAGCUGGCUUCGCAAAUGGUGUAAACAGGAACGGUUUGGAUUCUUAGAUCACGGACUGCAGUUUCUUGAAGAUGGACUUCUGGCAAGCGAUGGGCUGCACCUCACAACGGUUGGGAGAAAUGUUUUUGCCAAAAAUCUCAGAAACCUCAUCAGGAGGGCUUUAAACUGACUAAUGUGGGGAGGGAGACAGUGCUCCUGAAGGUAGGAGUCUAUCAAUUGAUGAAGAUGAUCAUCCAAAUGUCAUAGACCAAAUGGAGCAAACAGCACACAGACCUAGUGGUGGGAGGAAAAAUCCUUAAAUAAGAGUCACGGGGAAUGAUUAACGGACUUCAAUGUCUGUACACUAAUGCGCAAAGCAUGGGAAAUAAACAAGAUGAGCUUGAGCUCUUGGUACAGCAAACUAAAUAUGACAUAAUAGGCAUCACUGAAACCUGGUGGGAUAAGUCCCACAAUUGGAAUGUAAUAAUGGGGGGGAUACAAUCUAUUUCAGAGAAACAGACCAGACAAGAAAGGAGGAGGAGUGGCGUUAUAUGUCAGGGAUGUGUAUACCUGUGAAGAGAUCCAAGAUUUAGAACCUCAAAGCCAAAGUGAGAGCAUUUGGGUCAAAAUUAAGGGAGAGAAGAAUAACAGUGACCUCAUUGUGGGAGUUUACUAUAGAUCCCCAAGCCAAACGGAGGACAUAGAUGAUGCCUUCCUGGAACAGAUGGCCAAGCAUGCAAAAGGACGGAGAUAGUAGUAAUGGGGACUUCAAUUACCCGGAUAUUUGUUGGAUGUCAAACUCAGCCAAGAGCAUAAGGUCAAACAGAUUCCUCACUGGCCUUGCAGACAACUUCAUUGUCCAGAAAGUGGGAGAAGCAACAAGAGGAACAGCCAUUUUAGAUCUGGUCCUAACCAAUGUUGAUGACCUGGUUAGUGGGGUAGAAGUGGAAGGAUCAUUAGGCGCGAGUGAUCAUGCUCUUCUGAAGUUUACUAUACAGCGGAAAGGAGCAGCCAAACAUACUAGGACUCAAUUUCUUGACUUUAAGAAAGCUGACUUCAUAAAACUUAGGGAAGUGCUGGGUGAGAUCCCAUGGACAGUAAUACUAAAAGGAAAGGGAGUUCAUGAUGGCUGGGAGUUUGUUAAGAGGAGAUACUAAAAGCACAACGUCAGGCAAUACCAAUGAGACGGAAACAUGGAAGGUGCCUAAAGAAGCCAGGGUGGCUAUCUAAAGAACUUUUAACUGAGUUAAGAUUAAAAAAGGAUGUGUACAAAAAAUGGAAAGGGGGGGAAACCACCAAAGAGGAAUUCAAACAAAUAGCCAGCACGUGUAGACACAAAGUCAGAAAAGCUAAAGCACAGAAUGAACUCAGGCUUGCUAGAGAGGUUAAAAGCAACAAAAAAGGCUUUUAUGGGUAUGUCCGUAGCAAAAGGAAGAACAAAGAAACAGUGGGGUCACUCAGAGGAGAAGAUGGUGAAAUGCAAACAGGGGACACAGAAAGAGCUGAACUCCUCAAUGCCUUCUUUGCCUCAGUCUUCUCUGAUAAAGAAAACAAUGCCUGACCUGAAGAAUUUGGAGCAAAUGAUUCAGCAAAGGAAACACAACCCAGAAUAACUAAGGAGAUAGUACAAGAAUACUUGGCUAGUUUAGAUGUAUUCAAGUCUCCAGGGCCAGAUGAACUGCAUCCAAGAGUAUUAAAAGAACUGGCAGAUGUGAUCUCAGAACCACUGGCAGUCAUCUUUGAGAAUUCCUGGAGAACAGGCGAAGUCCCGGCAGACUGGAGGAGGGCAAAUGUUGUCCCUAUUUUCAAAAAGGGGAAAAGAGAGGAUCCAAAUAAUUACCGCCCAGUCAGUCUGACAUCAAUACCAGGGAAGAUUCUGGAGCAGAUCAUUAAGCAAACAGUCUGUGAGCACCUAGAAAGGAAUGCUGUGAUCACCAAUAGUCAGCAUGGAUUUCUGAAAAAUAAGUCAUGUCAGACUAACCUGAUCUCGUUUUUUGACAGAAUUACAAGCCUGGUAGAUGAAGGGAACGCAGUGGAUGUAGCCUACCUUGAUUUCAGCAAGGCAUUUGACAAGGUGCCUCAUGAUAUUCUUGUAAAGAAGCUGGUAAAAUGUGGUCUUGACUAUGCUACCACUCAGUGGAUUUGUAACUGGCUGACUGACCGAACCCAAAGGGUGCUCAUCAAUGGUUCCUCUUCAUCCUGGAGGAGAGUGACUAGUGGGGUGCCACAGGGUUCUGUCUUGGGCCCGGUCUUAUUCAACAUCUUUAUCAAUGACUUGGAUGAUGGACUCAAGGGCAUCCUGAUCAAAUUUGCAGAUGACACCAAAUUGGGAGGGGUGGCUAACACCCCAGAGGACAGGAUCACACUUCAAAACGACCUUGACAGAUUAGAGAACUGGGUCAAAACAAACAAGAUGAAUUUUAACAGGGAGAAAUGUAAAGUAUUGCACUUGGGCAAAAAAAUGAGAGGCACAAAUACAAGAUGGGGGACACCUGGCUUGAGAGCAGUACAUGUGAAAAGGAUCUAGGAGUCUUGGUUGACCACAAACUUGACAUGAGCCAACAGUGUGACGCGGCAGCUAAAAGCCAAUGCAAUUCUGGGCUGCAUCAAUAGGAGUAUAGCAUCUAGAUCAAGGGAAGUAAUAGUGCCACUGUAUUCUGCUCUGGUCAGACCUCACCUGGAGUACUGUGUCCAGUUCUGGGCACCACAGUUCAAGAAGGACAUUGACAAACUGGAACGUGUCCAGAGGAGGGCAACCAAAAUGGUCAAAGGCCUGGAAACGAUGCCUUAUGAGGAACGGCUAAGAGAGCUGGGCAUGUUUAGCCUGGAGAAGAGGAGGUUAAGGGGUGAUAUGAUAGCCAUGUUCAAAUAUAUAAAAGGAUGUCACAUAGAGGAGGGAGAAAGGUUGUUUUCUGCUGCUCCAGAGAAGCGGACACGGAGCAAUAGAUCCAAACUACAAGAAAGAAGAUUCCACCUAAACAUUAGGAAGAACUUCCUGACAGUAAGAGCUGUUCGACAGUGGAAUUUGCUGCCAAGGAGUGUGGUGGAGUCUCCUUCUUUGGAGGUCUUUAAGCAGAGGCUUGACAACCAUAUGUCAGGAGUGCUCUGAUGGUGUUUCCUGCUUGGCAGGGGGUUGGACUCGAUGGCCCUUGUGGUCUCUUCCAACUCUAUGAUUCUAUGAUUCUAUGAUUCUAUUAUUAUUAUUAUUAUUAUUAUUUAUUGCAUACAGCUGGAAACUCUGGCAGCAGCAUUAAGAUAAAUUCACCUGUGUAAAUAAGCUUUGAUAGAUGCAAUAAUGGAAUACUGAAUGGUAUAGUUUUUGUAAAAUAUACAUUGAUUUAUGAUGUGUAAAAUGAACCAUGGAAAGAGUUACACUGCACAGGAAGCUCAUGGUGCAAGCUCAGAGUUUUGCAGCAAUGAGCCUAUAUAACAAUUGUGGGGCUGGGUGUGUGUUGUGUGUUGCACAGAUGUCCAAAGUCUUUCACCCUCCGAUCCUCAGUUUUCUUUUUCUUCCCCCCCCCCCAAGGGUACCAGAGACAACUUCAGUACAAACACAGGGAUGGUUCUUAUAGUGCAUUUGGAGAGAGUGAUGGGCAAGGCAAUACCUGGUGAGUCAUAGAAUUGUGGAGCUGGAAGGAACCCCAUACAACUCCCAUCAGCCCUAACCAGCAUGCCCAGUGGUCAGAUAUGAUGGAAGUUGUGAAUUAAACUUGUAUAAGAGGGCAGGAAAAUUUGAGGCAGCUGAAGGUGGUCACAUUUGUGAAUGGGGAUAAACAACCCUGAAUCAGUAGCCUUUGAAAACAACCCAGCCGUUAUUUGCUUUCUCCAUCUCUUCUCAAGGCUGACAGCUUUUGUGAUCAAGGUUUUCAGCAAAGCUGAGGAAUAUACCUUCAUCGAUGAUGAGGAUAUCCAGGCUGCUUUGCGGUGGUUGGCAAGUUACCAGCAGCCCGAUGGCUCCUUUGCCAAUGUGGGGAAACUCUUCCACAGAACAAUGAAGGUACGAGUUCAGAGGGGUGCAGUCUUUAAUGAAACUGCUUUCAAUUGCCAGACAUCAAUGUACAAUUGUUUUCCACAAUCACAGUUGCUGCUCACAACGCACAGUGUGUAGAAUACAAUGCCAGAUCACCCUUGUAUUGUGGUACAUGCUGCUGCAAACUGCAAUAAGAAGUGCAGUAGGUCAUGUGUAUCAUAUCUAUUUUUUUAAAAAAAAAUCCCAUGUAUGUGCACCCCUGCAGGCAGUUAAUGCAAGCUAAUGAAGCAAUACCUCUAUUAAUUCGCAUAGGGGGAAAGAAGAAACUGGAUCCACAGAAAUGGCUAGACAGGGAGCAAUCUCUGUUAGAGAGAGGUGUUUAGAAGAGAGAUUCCUCUCCCGUAGUAGAAUUAAGCACAAUGACAAUUGCUCCAAGCACAUUGAAACUUGGUUAGAUUUGUAUCUGCCCUCAGCCACCUUUAAACUAAUGUUCCCCACAAAAAAAAACUUAGGCUAGAAUAAAUCACAGUCACUUAGCUUUGCAAAUAAGUGAAUAGUUUACUCACAGAGUCUCCAGAUGUUACAGCAAACAAGUCUCCAUCCAUUGGCAGUAAAAUGAAGAUGGGAAAGGUUCCAAGGAUCAUGUACUAUCUGAGGUAGCAAGAUGCAGGCUAUGAAAUCUCCUUUUAGAGAGAUUCAGAUCACAUGCAGGGAGCCAAGGCCACAUUGCUUCUUGCUUGUUCUAAGAAGCAGGAAGAAGAAAGGAUUGAGAAGGGGUUGGGAGCAAAGCCGACUGAGCACCUUCUAAGCCACUUGCAACCUGAGCUCUGGCCUGAGGUUAACUCAUUAAUGCAUACAAGUGUAAGUCAAUAACUGUAUAGUACAACAAUUUGUCCAUCACUCCAGCAAGGACCCUGUUACCCCAAGGGUCUCUGUGAGGGGCAGGACUUCACUUACCAAGGUGCCCUUCCACUAUAGCAAACAUUUAACCUUGCAGUGUGGUUGUCGCUCCUCCUUGCCACAGGCCUCUCUCUCUCUUCAGUCCUUUGCCUAAGGACAGCAUAUUGUACUAGACUAGGUUGAGCACUAUAAAUACUGCUGUCCCUACUGACUCCUGAAAGAUCUUAGCAGCCGUAUUAAUUGCUGUUUCAUUUUUGCCCUUGAUGCAAAAAUUAUCUCACGGUCUCGUUCCGUCUUUCUCUCUUUUGCCAUGUGCUUCACAGGGAGGUGUAAAUAAUGUGAUCUCUCUUACUGCUUAUAUCAUUGGUGCACUCUUGGAGGCCAGAAAGCCGCUUGAGGUGAGUGCUGUUCAGUCUCGGGCCAUGUGCGCAUGACCAUUUGCUCAGUCUCCCGUGUACUCCCACCACUGGUGAUUGAAGCCAAGUGCACAUGACAAUAGCUGCAAUCCAUAUAUAUCCUGUAGAUUCUUGAGAAAUACUCCUGUCUGAUGCUUUCCCCCUCAUACCAGCUCCCAUCCAAUUUGAAAACACGAGUUGUGGCUUAGCUGAGACAGGCGCAUUUGAGGCGGCCAUUGUGCAUGCACAGCUGACGGCAUCCUUGAAUAUGAGUUCCAUGGCUUGUAAGGGCAGGGAAACAAAUGGGGCAGUGUCAGGGGCACCGAAUCCUAGGAGCUGAGCUCCUUUGAGCUUGCUCCCCCCCCAUAUUUGUUAGCAGGGGCUGGGCCCCCUCAAUGUUUGUCUGAGUGGGACGCCUCAGUGUGACACUGUCACACAGGAUGCCUGGACUUUGCAUGCUUGUGCGAGCCAGGAAUGUGUCGGCUCUUCUCCUCCUCCUCCUCCUCCUCCUCCUCCCCCCCCCCCCCGGGGAGGGUAAUCAGCCCCCAGCCCAUGGCGUGAGGAGGAGGAGACGCCAGCCAUGGAAGCUGAGCUGCCGCAUGACACCCAGAUGUCAAUAAUAAUAAUAAUAAUAAUAAUAAUAAUAAUAAUAAUUUUUAUUUAUACCCUGCCCUCCCCGGCCAGAGCCGGGCUCAGGGAGGCUAACACCAGUAAAAUUGCAGUAAAAACAUAAUAGGGGGAAAAAACCAAUUCAAAAUACAGGUUAAAAUGCAAUUUAAAAUUCAGACUCAUUUUAAAAGUAGCCCAUAGAUCAAAACCAUAAGGGGAGGGGAAACAUAAGGGUCAGACUGAGUCCAUGUAUCAUGGACCAUGUCCAACGUCCGGGUGCCACAGACGACAUCGUGACGUUAUGUGCAAUGCCCCAACAUGACGUUGUGAUGUUGUGCAUGACGUCAGCCCCCCCCCCCCCCAUUUCUUUUGGAGUUGACGAGCCUGGGUAGUGUGCGUUAGGAAAAGACACCCCCAGCCCCCCUCUGGUGUGUGUACAGAAAGCGCAAAUGCAACUUGAAAUAGAGUGGGUCCGGGAGGGGGCGGGAGAGCGACCUUGCUGUUUUGCUGUUUUAAUCCUGACCAGCAGGGUGUGAGUUUGCUUGCAGUGGCUAAGAGCUGAAUGUUUUGCUUCCUUGGCUGCCAUAGAGCAGACAUGUUCAACUGGUCGACUGCGAUCGACAGGUUGCUCCCCGGGGUGUUCCUGGUUAAUCGGGGGUGUUCCUGGUUGACAGUGGGAUUAAAUAAAUUGUCAAAGGAAUGCCUUCACCCCCCAUGCGAGAUCUCUCUGCUGCCAUGGCAGCAGCACAGGAAGCUGUGUUCGGCAGGAAGUGCAAGUAAGCGUGACGCUUCCAAGUGGAAGCACUAGUCAGGCUGAUGAUCAAUCUUUUGCAUCCUCCCCUAAAAUUAAAAGCUAAGGAACCCUGCCCCCCCCAAAGAAGCUUAAAUACUCUGAGCAGCCCUCCCCCAAAAAAGCUCAACAACUUGGGGCAACCCACCCCACGCAUGCUCCUCCUCCCUCCAAUUACAAUGGCUAGAUCACUUCCAGUUUUUUUAUACUGGGAGUAGAUUGCAGUCACUUGGCAGUUGGACGUGCCUGCCAUAGAGUAAACAGUCUAUUCAAAUGCAUGGCAAAUUGACAGUCAGCCGAGACAAAAACAAAGCAAAGCAAAACAAAACACUGCUUUCAAGAUCAUUGGACGCAGUCACUUCCCUGAAGUCUCCUUUGACUAGAUACAUGUAACAAAAUGGGAAUAUUGAGUUUCCAGACUUGACAUUUGGACUUGCUCUUUCUCAUAAAAAGCUAAGGCAAUGAUCAGACAUCGCCCCAGGGAAGUGCCACUCCACGCUUGUCCACACCUUUCCAGGGCACAGGUCCACUCUUUAAAGCUGAAGCGUAACAAACAGCAAUUUGGGUUUUCGGCUGAUUGCCAUUUGCUCCCAUUCAGCAGUAAAGAGCGGAUUUUCACAAGGAAAGCUCUGAAGCGGGGGGGGGGGGAGUGUUCAAACAAAGAGUUGUAAAGCAUGGACCAUGACUGGAAAGCACAAAGGAAAGGAAAGCGUCGAUAAGGCUUCCCUUUAAAUGAAGAACUCACCUUGCUGUCUGCAAUCACAGCUGAGGGCCUGUCCACACUUCUUCUUGUUCUGUGCUUAGAAAGCACGGUUCCAAGUGGCGCUUUGUUUGUCCUCCUGCUUCCCCUGGGGAAACAUGCUGCUUACUGCUGGACAAACGUCAAUUGGUAAUUCUGCCCAUUGACUUUUGUUCCGGGAGAAGCGGAAGUAUGGACGAGACAAGGAAGUGGAGUUCUAACUAGUGACUGCCCUUGGGGUUUGGUGCAGUGCGGCGGAUUCAACUUUGUCCUAAGGAAAUAGCUGGUGUGAACAUGUCUAGUGUAUUUUGCCUUUCCAGUGGCCCACAAUCAUAUUCAAUCACUGGUACAAGGACAGGUCUUCUUAACACUUUGCCCUGCUACUUGUUUCUUUCUCUUCCAGGAUCCAGUGGUGAAGAAUGGCUUAGACUAUCUCAAAACGACUGUCUCGAACACGACAGAUAUUUAUGUGCAGGGAUUGUUGGCAUAUGUCUUCACAUUAGCUGGAGAUGUAGCCAUGAGACAAAUGUUGCUUACCAAACUAGACCAGCAAGCCAUCAAGUCAGGUACUGAGGAGAAUAUGAUGUCAACAAUCAUGGUCUAAUAGUUUGUCUUCAGAUUGAAAUCCAAUACACAAUUCGUACGAUGCACUAUUUCAGAUUGUGUAUGUGUAGGGGUGAGUCCAGUCCUAUUUUUAUAGAAAAAGAGGUGCCAGAACUCAAUAUGAACACCUCCCUUGUACUCUUAUAAUGGCAACAGCGCCCACCUGAGAGGUGCCAGAACUCGCAAGAACUCGCAAGAACUGAAAAAAAUCCCUGGGUGAAUCACAUAUUGUGUAUCACUGUCUUGAUAUUAAGUACAUAUUAAGUAAAGUGUGUUCUGUCCACCGGCUAGAUACAGUGGACGCUUGGGUCGCCAACGUGAUCUGUGUGGGAGGCACGUUCGCAACCCACAGCAUUCGCGGGUUGCAAUUCGCCGCUUCUGCGCAUGCGCAAUCUAGCACUUCUAUGCAUGCACAACCACCGAAACCUGGAAGUAACCCAUUCUGGUACUUCCGGGUUUUGGCGCAUCCGUAACCCGAAAGAAUGCAACCUGAAGCGUCUGUAACCUAAGGUAUGACUGUACUUUGUUUACAGUGCAUUAAAUAAGCCUAUUAAUUCGAAGCACAAUUCCAAGCGCUGACCUUUAAAGUCCUAAAUGGCCUUGGCCCAGUAUGCCUUAAGGAGUGUCUCCACCCCCAUCUUUCAGCCCAGACAGUGAGGGGGGGGCUGCCUCUGAAGGCGGUUCAGAAACUUCAGCUGAUACAGAAUUCAGCAACCAGGUUGCUAGCCAGGGGUGGAGGAAGGGGGGUGCGGUGGGUGCGUUUCGCCCUGGGUGUCACCACUGAGGGGGGGUGACAAAAUGCCAAGUGGCACUCACUGUGGGGCCUGCAGCGCACCAGCGCCAUGUGUGUCUCCUUGGGCACGCACAGGCUCCAUGCUGCCCCAAACGGUCCGCCCACUGCCUCCCCCUCAGCUGUAGGGCGGCUGAUUGGGAGGAGGCAGGCAGACUCUGGAGGCCCUGCUGUGCGCCCCGCCCUCACCCCACCCCUAUGGGUGGCUCGCCUCACCCCUGGGCGCGCUGCCCCAGGCGCAUGAGCUGCUUCCUCUGCUGCUGCCCUUGGCAAGACGGUUUGAGCAUAUAACCCAAUCCUGGCUCAAGACCACAUUACCUCAAGGACUACCUCUUCCCAUGUGAACUGACCUGGAGCCUGUGAUCAUCAUCUUUAACCCUUCUUUGUGUGCCUCCUUCAUGCGAUGUCUGGAGAGGAGAACAGGCCUUUUCUUUGUUGGCUCUCCACUUGUGGGGUGCUCUCCCCUGAAAGGUUUACCUGACGCCUUUACUACAUAUCUUUAGGUGCCAAGCAAAAGCUUUCCUCUACAACCAGGUCUUUGGCCUUAAGCUAUCUGUGGCCUUUGAGAAAUGGGUGGGAUGUUUUAAAUAUAUUUCUUUUUCCUCUUGAUUUUAAUGUAUCUAUGUGGGUUGGUUGGUGGUUUGGCUGGCUGGCUGGUUUUAAGCUGCCUUGGAUUGCCCUGGGCAAAAUAAAGCGACUAACAUAUUCAAUAAGAUUCAGCAAAAUAAAAUUCAAUAAAAUAAAAUAUUAAGAGUUUUCCCUGGAUUAAUCCUAGCAUGAGGAGUGGGUUCAAAUUCCAUUCCUGAGCGCAGCUUCCCAGUGUCAGUGCAUGUUCACAGGAGCAACUACAGGCCAUGAGCUCGCCCUUAACCCAAAACCCAUUUCACCAACCUCAGAUUGGCUCUUCCAAACAUACAAGUUUCAUUUUUCUUUGGUAGGAGGGCAGAUAUAUUGGAGCCCAAGGACUGCCCCAGCAUCCACCGAGAAUCCUUGGUCCCAGCCUGAGUCUGUGAGUGUGGAGCUGACAGCAUAUGUGCUUCUGGCUAGGCUUUCGCCCCAAAACGUCAGCAAUGAGGAUAUCAAGAAGGCCACAGACAUUGUGGCCUGGCUGACGAAGCAGCAGAAUGCCUAUGGAGGCUUUGCCUCAACUCAGGUAAUGUUUCCUCUCUCACGGCUGGAGCCUGUAUAUUCUGAAAGAUCACUUUCCCCACCACAUCUGGCUGUCUCAGAAUCUAUAAGCCCAUAAACUAAAUUCUAGACCCAGAUCAGCUGGGUUUUUCAAAGUUACAUUGCUGCUUCUGACCCACCCCAUUUGGAUUGAAGUGGGGAGUCACAGUGGAUCAUAAAAUCAUGAAAUUGACCCUGAGGAUCAUCCAGUCCAACCCCAUAUGAAGCUGCCCCGUGCAGGGAUCGAACCUGCAACCUUGGUGUGAUCAGCACCAUGUUCUAACCAACUGAGCUAUCCAGGCAGUGUAGGUGACUCGAUGUAAAAGAGGAAAAUUGGACAGAAAUGAAAACAUUUUCCUCAUCUUAACAACAAGCCGCACCUGCCAAAAUUCCCUCUUCCAAAAGACUCAGGAUUUUCUUAUGACAGUUUAAGUCCAUCUAUCCUCCUAGGAGGUGGCAGUUCAUCCCAUUUCCAACAACCCUGCUAGGUAGGUAGGGUAGACUGAAAGAUAAUUAUUAUUGUUGUUAUGUAUAAAAUUUGUACAUCGUCCUUAGCCUGAAGAUCCCAGGGCAGUUCACAAUAGAGCAACAGAUUAAAGCAGUGGCAUUAGGACUAGGUGCAAAACUCUUUCCCCCUGAGCCCUUUCCCCCGCGAGUUCUCCAGCGAGGUGUUUCCAGAUACACUACAGAAAUUAUCCCUCUGCAGGAUACAUUUUAAGAAAAUGCCAGUGUUCCUGAGAGGUUGACCCUACUGCAGGGUGAUAAAGCUGGGUGGGUAGACCCAGUCUUGCUCUCGCAAGGCAAUGCACUGGACCCUGUGUAGUCCACUGAGACCCUACCUGCCCAUGGACUGUCUCACCAGAGUGGUGCAUGCUCUGGUUAUCUCCCACUUGAACUACUGCAAUAUGCUCUACAUGGGGCUACCUUUGAAGGUGACCCGGAAACUACAAUUAAUCCAGAAUGUGGCAGAUAGACUGGUGACUGGGAGUGGCUGCCAAGACCACAUAACAGCAGUCCUGAAAUACCUACAUUGGCUCCCACUACGUUUCUGAGCACAAUUCAGAGUGUUGGUGCUAACCUUUGAAGCCCUAAACAGCCUUGGCCCGGUAUACCUGAAGGAGCAUCUCCACCCUCAUAGUUCAACCAGGACACUGAGGUCUAGCACUGAGGGCCUUCUGGUGGUUCCCUCACUGCGAGAAGUGAGGUUACAGGGAACCAGACAGAGGGCCUUCUCGGUAGUGGCGCCCGCCCUGUGGAACACCCUCCUAUCAGAUGUCAAGGAAAUAAACAACUACCUGACUUUUAGAAGACAGCUGAAGGCAGCCCUGUUUAGGGAAGUUUUUAAUGAUUGAUGUUUUUAAUAACUGGUGUUUUAAUGUAUUUUUAAUAUUUUGUUGGAAACCCAGCCAGCUGGGCAGGGUAUAAAUAAAUUAUUAUUAUUACUACACUGCAACUGUUCUCCUUUCCCAGGACACAGUGGUUGCACUCCAAGCCCUCGCCAAAUAUGGAGCAGUCACAUACACUAGAUCUGAAGACCUAUUGAUAACGGUGAAAUCUGACAAGACCUUCCAGCAGUCAUUCCACGUGGACGACACUAAUCGGUUGGUUCUGCAGCAGGCUACCCUCCCAGAUAUACCUGGGGAGUACGCCAUGCAAGCCUCUGGCAAAGGCUGUGGAUAUGUCCAGGUGAGUGAUGGUUCUUCAAGGAAGGCAAGGCAGCAAUUGGUCCUCCAGAAAUAGACUGGAAAGAGAAGUUGCUGAAUUGCAACUUAUUACCAAACUUAAAACCAUGGAUAGACCUGAUCUGAAUAGAGGCAUUGGAUUAUUAUCUCAUUAUACACGAUAAAGCUAUUUUUAGCCAUCUCAGCCCUUGCUUUUUCCUGUAAGACCAAUUGCAGUCGUUAACAGUCGUCAGCAGGUUUACCACACCUAUCAGCCAAUCACCCAUUCCCACCACCCUUCUGAGUAAUACCCCUCCCCACCGUCUCACUAUAUAUAAGGGUCUGGUGACUUCGGUUUCAGUGUGUCUGAAGAAGUGUGCAUGCACAUGAAAGCUCAUACCAAUAACAAACUUAGUUGGUCUCUAAGGUACUACUGGAAGGAAUUUUCUUAUUUCUAUGUGUGCCUAAUGAAGUACAGUGGUACCUCGCAAGACGAAUGCCUCUCAAGACGAAAAACUCGCAAGACGAAAGAGUUUUUUGUUUCUUGAGUUGCUUCGCGAGACGAAUUUCCCUAUGGGCUUGCUUCGCAAGACGGAAACAUCUUGCAAGUUUGUUUCCUUUUUCUUAAAACCGUUACAGUAAUACAGGGUGCAUUGCUUGAAGAGGUGCAGUUGCAACUUGACUUCGGGGAGCAACUCAUAGCACGUGGUGUGGUAGCCUUUUUUGAGGUUCUUGAAGAUUUUUUUGAAAAAAUUGAAACCGUGCUUCGCAAGACGAAAAAACUCGCAAGACGAAAAAACUCGCAGAACAAAUGAAUUUCGUCUUGCGAGGCACCACUGUAUACUCAAAACUACAAACAUAGUAAAAAUAGAGGUAGGUAAAAACAGAAUAACUUUUCAAACAUGGGCGCACAUUGAUUAGAAAGCUUUGCAAAGAUGCUGGUUUCUUAUUUAAGGGAACUGAGAGAUACCCUUGCCUGAGAUCAUAAAGGAUUUCACGGUAUCCAAAAAGCAUUUAUCCAAUCGACUGAGGGGUGGAAAUGAGUAACUGGUAGAUGCAAGGACACUAAAACAUUCCUAAAAGGCGUGAGCUUUUGAGAGCUCCAGCCAGACUGCAUGUUAUCGUUAUGCAACUCUGCAACUGUUGUGUUUUUGGUGCCUGUCCCAUAUCAGGCAGUCUUGCGAUACAAUAUCCCUCCCUCGAAGAAUGAAGACACCUUCAACCUGGAUGUGAAAGCAGUAGGGAAAGGAUGUGAACAAGAGACAGCCCCUCGCUUCCUGACCCUUCACAUCAGUGCAAGGUGAGAGGCAGCAAGCUUACCAAAAUUCAUGUAUGCCUAUCCCUGAAUGUAGACUUGUUCAGCUGGUAAUGAUCGGUUCCACUUCAAAUUGAGUAUUGUUUAGCUAGAAAUCUUGGUUGGGUUGUAAUCAAACCAGGCCUUGGGCUGAUUAACAUUCUGUGGCCUUUUAAAUGUGUUGUGGGAGGGGGAUUAUUGGUUUGUUUUGUUAUUUUCAUUAUCUUUCAUUCUUAUCUUCUUGCAAUUUUAUGUUGUGAACCACCCUGAGAUCUAUGGGUGAAGAGCGGUAUAAUCUUUAAAAUAAUAAUAAUACCAGUGAAUUGUAAGAAAUGUCAGUUGGUUUUUCUGCAGAUUGCUAGAGAGAGGGGGGGGGAAUCUUGAGUAAGGCAACUUCUAGAAGGACCUGUUUAUUGAACAUUCAGCCUGAUUUGUUUGUAGAUAGAUUAGGCUAUUUAAUGAGCACCCAUUCUAAUUUGCUUGUGGGAAGGAUAGAUGACACUGCAUCAAGGGAAGCGUUUGUUGGACUACUCUAAAAAGACUCGAAGAAUUGGUCUUGAACAGGUUGCUAGGCAACCGAAAAAUCUAUCCAGCAACAGGUGCCUUUAUUAAGGGCAUGUGAUCAAUAAGGGUCAGUGUAAAAGUGUCAGUGUGUAAAUGAGCGUGAGUCAGCAUUAGGUCUCUGGCCGGAAGGCUGGAAGAGGAAAGGAUUGUGUUAUUUGUAUUCAACCAGUGUAAAUUUUUGUAAAUAAUAAAGAUACUCAAUUAAAAAAGGAAACUCUACUGCAAGUCUAUUCAAAGAAGAAAACCCAAGAGUGGAUGCUGCACACACAUCAACACUGUUCUCCCUCAUGUUGCAGGGACUGAAUCCCACCUGAAAAUAGUGACAGCCUGGAAGUGCCCUAGGAGUCAACAAUGCAGUGGGGAAGUUGAUGGCUGGGACUUGAAAUGGCUUAUGUGCAACUCUUCCUCUUCUCUUGACAGUUAUGUGGGCAGCCGUGGCACCUCCAACAUGGCCAUGAUAGAGGUGAAGAUGUUGUCUGGAUUCCAUCCUGUCCAGGGAACUAACCACGAUGUAAGUCAAUUUUGCCGGUGGCGCUGUGGGUUAAACCACAGAGCCUAGGACUUGCCGAUCAGAAGGUUGGCAGUUCGAAUCCUCGCGACGGGGUGAGCUCCCGUUACUCGGUCCCUGCUCCUGCCAACCUAGCAGUUCGAAAGCACGUCAAAGUGCAAGUAGAUAAAUAGGAACCGCUCCAGCGGGAAGGUAAACGGCAUUUCCGGGCGCUGCUCUGGUUCGCCAGAAGCGGCUUAGUCAUGCUGGCCACAUGACCCGGAAGCUGUACGCCAGCUCCCUCAGCCAAUAAAGCAAGAUGAGCGCCAGAACCCCAGAGUCGGCCACGACUGGACCUAAUGGUCAGGGGUCCCUUUACCUUUUUAAGUACCUCUUGUCUGGGGAUGGAGGAGAAAUUUGAUUCAGUACACAUUCAAAAUCAAAUCCUAUUAAAUAUCCACUUUCCCCCAAAAAUAUGUGGACCAGGAGGCAGCUAUUCUUCAGUUCAGUUCAAUUUAUUGUGUUUAGCGAGCAGCCAUUACAGAUAUAAUAAUAACAAGAAUGCUACUAAUAAUAGUGGUUUACAUUUCUACUCUGUGACCUUUACAGGAUAAAUGAUUUCCCAUUUCCCCUUUAAAUUUUAGUACAUGAAUUUGUAAAGCCUUGGCAAGAAAAUCGGGUGUUGUAAAAGAUAUAUUCUUCUCUAAAUCAGGCAACAAAAAACAGGUCUUUACAUGAGACAUCCUUCCCUUCUGCGAUCUUAACAAUGGGUGGAUGUAAUUGUUUCUAAGGUCAUUAUAAAAAGGUCAUUCAAUGAGUACAUGAGCUAUGUCUUCUAUUGACACCAUUGCAGCUGCAAACUCUACCCUUCUUAGGAACUCCUUUAUCAGAUGUUCUUCAAAAUUUGCACAUCUGAAUUUUGCAAUGCAGUUCUCCCUCCAACCAAAGUUUACAAACUGCACAUUGUACAGGAAAGUGUGCCUAAAACUGAAGAUGUUACUGAAAAUAACAUACAAAAAAUGCAUUGUAUCAGGGAAAGCGGCUUGCAAAAAUGUGUACAUGAGUCAAAACUGCGUGUAAAAUGUGUUUGUUAGGAGAAAUUCGUACCAAAAUGCUGGUGAAUUUUCAUGAGGAUCUUUUAAUUAUUUUUUUUAAAAUCUGCAAAUUGCUGCAAAAUGUGAGAACUGAAUUUAAGAUUGGGAAAAUGAGAAACAGAGAAAACCAAAACUGAGAGAUCCUUCCAUCCCUCUGUCUCUUUUCUCCCCUAUGUGACAGAAAUCAGUUUAGAAAGACAAAGUCCCUCUCGAUGAACAUAGGUAAAGGUAAAGGGACCCCUGACCAUCAGGUCCAGUCGUGACCGACUCUGGGGUUGCGGCGCUCAUCUCGCUUUAUUGCCCGAGGGAGCCAGCGUACAGCUUCCGGGUCAUGUGGCCAGCAUGACUAAGCCUUUUCUGGAGAACCAGAGCAGCACACGGAAACACCGUUUACCUUCCCGCCGGAGCAGUACCUAUUUAUCUACUUGCACUGGCGUGCUUUCGAACUGCUAGGUUGGCAGGAGCAGGGACCGAGCAACGGGAGCUCACUCCGUUGCGGGGAUUCGAACUGCCGACCUUCAUAGCAGGUUCCAAAUAAUGUAUUGAACAGGAGGAGGAGGGGUGGACAACAGGGACAAUUUAUUGCAGAUAGGACUGAAGCCAACAAUAAGCUGGGCCUGGUACAGGGUCAAAAAUGGGUGGGGCUUUCCAUUUUCUCUCUUUUUCUGACUCCUCUUCUCUCACUUUCUUUCCGCUACCUGCCAUCCUCUCCCUCCCUCUCUCACGCACACAUACUCACAUGUUCCUCUACUUAGUGGGCUGCUGAGAGAGACAGAGAUCCCUCUUACCCAUGGUCUGCGCAGAUUGCUUACAGAGGGAUAUCAAAAUAUACGAUUUUGCAAGGGACAUAAUUCCUGGUUCCCUUCUUUCAAAGAUUUGCCACUUAUUCCUCAAACAAUGCAAGCAACGAAAGACCUACGAAACCUCCCUUUGGUGACAAAACUGGUGGCAUGUUGGGAAGGAAGCCUUAAUUCUUUCAUUCUGUAUCCUCAGCUUAAGCAACAGCCCCUUGUGAAAAGAGUCGAGAUUGGGGAGGAGCAUCUCACAAUCUACCUGGACCAGGUCAGUACAGGGAAAAGAAACACAGCUUUGUAACAGGCAAGCACACACAUCAUUCGACAACUGGGCCAAUGGCACUGCUUCAUUGUAGUGGCCCCCUUCACAAGUCGCCUCGCCAGGCAAAAAAGAAGACCAACGGUAACAGAAAAGGGCAUUUCAACAGGCCCAGCUUGCCAAGUAAACAGCACUUUCUCGAAUUUCCUCUUCUGCUUGCAGCAUUCUUAUGAGAACAAUCCAGGCCUGUUAAUAAGGAGAGUUGUUUAAAUUGUCGAUUUAAAUUAGAUUAUUGAUCUAAUCAAUAAUUCAUUAAAGUGUCACAAUGGAAGGAGGAAGAAGAGCAGCAAAAUGUGGGUCAAGGUAACUUUUCCAUCUGUUUUUGCUCCCACGCUCUGGUGUGAGUCAGUUAACCCAUAGUACUGCUCGGAACCAAAAAAAAAGUGUGGCUUUUGGCCCCGUGCUCUGGUGCGGACAGACUGCAGGAGCAGUCUAUUAUAUAUAAAUUCUAUAUAUAAUAAUCUAUUAUUCUAUUUUUAUUCUAUUAAUGUUUAAUUGUUUUUAUGAUGUUUUUAGUGAAUCUUGUUUUUAUCUGUAAGCCACCUUGAGUCUCCGUUGAGGAAAAAGGCAGGUUAUAAAUAAAGAUAUAACAACAACAACAACAGCAACAAUUCAAACAGAUGCCCUCUGAAACUAGAGCCAUGAAUUUUCUGUUACUCUGUUCUCAUCCAGAAACUAUCCUAUCUAACUAGCCAGCAUAUUUGUUUCUGCGGUUUCACCUUCGAUGGAGGUGAUUGCAGGAUGGCCGAACCAUUUAGUGCUGACCUCAACCCCACCUUGUCCUCAACUUCUCUUUACAUCCAAAGUCUUUCUCUCAGCUAGGAAAGGAGAGGCAAACGUAUACCUUGGCCAUGAGCCAAGACAUUCCAGUGAAGGACCUGAAGCCAGCAGCUGUCAAAGUUUAUGACUAUUAUCAGCCAGGUAGGUUCUUCCUCAUGUUGAAAAAUAGUAGCAUUUUUAAUUCAUUGUGUUUCUCACAAGUCUGUGCAGCUUAUGACCUGUCCAGCCAAAUACAGCCCACCAUCUAUGUACUGUGGCCUUCAGGUGUUCUGUAAUCACCCUGUAUUUACAGUCUCAGUCAAUCAGCAAAAAUUUGUGGGCCAUCAUAGGUGCCUUCAGCUUAGGGAGACCACACGUUAUGAAGUCUAAGUUCCAGUUUGGAAUCAUAUGGUUGAUGGGAAGCCAACAAAGUUCUAGGCCUAAGAGAUGGAAUAAGGUAAAGGUAAAGGGACCCCUGAUCGUUAGGUCCAGUCGUGACCGACUCUGGGGUUGCGGCGCUCAUCUCGCUUUAUUGUUCGAGGGAGCCAGCGUACAGCUUCCAGGUCAUGUGGCCAGCAUGACUAAGCUGCUUCUGGCGAACCAGAGCAGCGCACGGAAAUGCCGUUUACCUUCCCGCCGAAGCGGUACCUAUUAAUCUACUUGCACUUUGACGUGCUUUCGAACUGCUAGGUUGGCAGGAGCAGGGACCGAGCAACGGGAGCUCACCCCAUCAUGGGGAUUCGAACUGCCACCCUUCUGAUCGGCAAGUCCUAGGCUCUGUGGUUUAACCCACAGCGCCACCCGUGUCCCAAUCGAUGGAAUAGCAACCGGCAAAUUCUUUGUUCUGGGUGGUCUCCAUCCAAGAGUUCUCAAAGAACUCAAAUGUGAAACUGCUGAUCUUCAAACAAAAAUCUGCGUCAGGAAGUGGCUAAAGUAGCAGGAAGCAGAGUGUAGGGAAAAAUAGACAGUUCUCCUGCUUGAAGGGAUGUGGGGAACAGAGUCCCCCAAGGUUCGGUAUUGGGGCCUGUGGUUCUUAACUUGUUCACGAACGAUCUAGAGUUAGAAGUGAGCAGUGAGAUGGCCAAGUUUGCUGGUGGUACUAAGUUGUUGAGGGUCAUUAAAACAAAAACAGAUUGUGAAGAGCUCCGAAAGGACCUAAGUGAAUGGGCUGUAAAAUGGCAAAUGCUAAGGAUGCUGUCCCACCAAGAAUUAUCAUGGGUCUCUCCAACUAGUUGCUUCAUGUUGCCUUUCUGCAUUGCAGAGGGUUGGACUAGAUGACCCCCAGGAUCUCUUCCAACUCUACAAUUCUGUGGUUCUAUGGAAGAAUGAAGAGAGGCAUAAGGAAGCGAGGAUAUCGUGAUUGUGGCCAGUGCUGAGUUUAAUGAUCUGCCUUAAUUUCUUUCAGAUGAACAGUCCACAGUGGAAUAUGAAGACCCCUGCUACUGA
Messenger RNA from Podarcis lilfordi (Lilford's wall lizard), 51963 nucleotides. The record is from the annotation of a GenBank genome assembly. NCBI's taxonomy places the organism in Eukaryota, Metazoa, Chordata, Lepidosauria, Squamata, Lacertidae.